Molecule: messenger RNA, 78344 nt
Organism: Podarcis lilfordi (Lilford's wall lizard)
Lineage: Eukaryota; Metazoa; Chordata; Lepidosauria; Squamata; Lacertidae
Source: the annotation of a GenBank genome assembly
GGAGUUGAUUGGGAGAGAACUGGUUUCACCACUCCUCUGCCUGAGUCUUUCAUCAUAACUCGGCCAGGCAGGCGGAUUUUGCAAUGCACGAGCCCCAGUCCGUCAACUGGCUCUAGAGAGAGCCUCGUGCAAAGGGCACCACGCUGUUGCCCAGAUGUGUAAGGCCUCUGGAGAAGGAACCGAGAGAGCUGCAGGCUGCCAGAGCUGAGGAGGAGUGCUGCAAAGGGUCAGAAGCGCCUCCACAGGGAAUAUGGAGCUGAGAUUUGCAGUGACGAAGGCAGUUCUCUCCUUUGAGUUCCUUUUCCUGCUCGGGGCUUCUCUUCCUCGCGAGGUACCCAGUAAAGAAGGUAAGGGCACUUUGGGAAAGAUGGGCGUGGAGUUUUCGGUUAAACUGGACAAACUCCUUGGAAAGCACCAAGGAGGGAAAGCUUCGUUUUCCAGGCAAAAACUGCAAAAAGAAAACUGCUGGAGCAUGUUAUAGGGAGUCUUGGGUUAGGAACAGCUUAUUAAAAAAAAGUUGCACUGUGUGUUGAGUUCCGGCAGAUGAGAAAUUAGGAAAGAGCCUCCUCACGCACUUGUGAUUUUUAAGUGUGCACCUAAGAAUGUAAAGCAUGAAUGUGGUGGACCUGUGUUCUGUCAGUACAGGUGUGCUUAGUGCUGGGUUGACUGUGGCACCAAGUGGCAAACUUGGAAUUACUGCUGCGUUGUGUGUGAAACAGCCUUAGGUGGUAAAGAGAUGCUUGAAAAGGCCUUGAUUGGCAAGCUCACUUAACCAUCUCUGCCCGUCAUGAAGCUGAUUUUACUUACCUGGAAAGUAGCAUUGAAGUGAGGAGUGGCAUCCCCAAUACGUGAAAAAUCUCUCAAAAUAACACAUGCUUAGUCUUAAGCUCUAGGUUUUUUUGCUUGAAAAAGAGGGUCUUUGUUUUUACUUAGCUUUCCAGGCCCUGGUGUUUUGUUUUGUUUUUAAAAAAACCUUUCUUUUUUUGAAAUAUAAAAAUAUAUUAGGAGCAGUGAAAUGCCCUGAUAUAAGCAAGCUGUAGGCAAAUGAUAUGACUCCAAGGACUUUAUAGAGCCCAUUACUUUAGAACCUUAGCGCUAACCUGAAUCACAUAUAUAUUCCGCUUACACGGAGCAGACACUCUGUAGCUUGUAAUUUCUGUGCCUGGAGAUGGUUCUCAGUACUAUGCCUCUCCCACCCACCCCGGCACAGUACCACAAAAAAUAAAAAUUAUAAUCUGGCAGAUUACAUGCAAGACGUAAAACAAAGCAGUAGUUUUCUAUGAACCCAUCCCUGUAAGGAGUAAAUAAUAAACAAUGAGGAGGGUCAAGAAUGUUUAUGGACCUUUAAGGAUAACUCUGCUGAAAUUCAAAGUUCUCAUUAAGCAAGACAGAAUGCUUAAUGAAACAGACAUUAAAAAUAAAUAAAAUUUCUGUCUAUUGCUGUCCAAAGGGUAUAUAUCUAUUGAUUCCCAACCCUAGCCCUCAGCCAGCUGAAUGAGCUUCUGUGGCAUGGAGUCACUGAGAAGCUUCAAUGAUUUCCCCCUUCCUGUCUAACCAGCUGCCCUUGCUAAGCCUCCUAGCAAGCUACCAUCUGGCAUUCCACCAAGCUUUCCUGAUUAUUCCAACAUGAAAAGGGGGAAAUACAUAAUAAUGUUUGAAUAGUUAGCACUAUAUAAAUCACAUGACAUUUUUUGGAAUUAUUUAUUUAUUUAAAAGAUAUUUAUUGGUUUUUAAAAUACAAAAUUAUAAAACAUACCACACAAUUUAUCACAAAUACAUUCAUUAUUGGACUUCCAUCAGCAUCUCUGUUAAUCCUCCAUCUUAAACGCUUUUUCUGCAUUUCCUAACUUAAUAUUGCCUUUAGCUCUCAUAACAUAUCAUCUCUCCUUCUCCAUUUUUACAAUAUUUCUAAUGUUAUCCCUCACAGAACUUCUUGAAAACCUACAAACGUCAUCUGAUCAUCACAUAUACUUUUCAAAUAAUCCGCAAAUUUACUCCAGUCUUCGCUAAAUUUCUGGUCGCACCGGUUUCGGAUCCUUCCCGUUAGUUUGUCGAGUUCCGCAUAAUCCAUUAAUUUCAUCCUCCGUUCUUCCAUCAUCGGUAAUUCUUCUUGCUUCCAUUUUUGGGCCUUUUUGGAAUUUGUUAAAAUUUAUUUUUAUCAUUAAAAAUUUACAUUCAAACAUUUUGUGUAAUCAUUUUGUGAUAUUCUCUGAAUCUCGUGACUUUCCCCCAUCACAUACAUGGGUCCUUAAAACGGAGUUUAAAACUGCAUAUCAGUAUGUUGUCCAUAAUUUUCAUUUUUCCAAAUUAUCCGUAAUCUUCGUUACUUUACAAGUGUUUCUUAGAGUCCAGCUAGGGUUUUAAUUUGCUUACAAUGGCCUCCUAGGUAAGUUAUAAAUUUCCCCCAUUUUUUAAAUGUCCUUUUCUUCUUGAUUCCUGAGUCUCCCUGUUAGUUUUGCCGUUUCGGCAUAGUCUAGCAUUUUGGCUUGCCAUUCUUCCCUUGUUAGGAUUGACGCUUCUUUCCAUCUUUGGGCUAAUAAUAUCUGUGCAGCUCUUGUCGCAUACAUAAAAAGUCUUUUCUGAUCUUUUGGAAUUUCGGUACCUGUAAUUCCAAAUAAAAACGCUUCUGAUUUUUUGACAAAAGUUAUUUUAAACAUGUUUUUUUAAAGUUCAUUAUAUACCAUUUCCCAGAAUGAUUUUGUUAUCUUACAUGUCCACCACACAUGAUAAAAGGUACCCUCCUUUUCUUUACACUUCCAGAAGACAUUUGAACUUGUCUUGUAAAUUUUAGAUAAUUUAGUAGGAGUCAAAUACCACCAGUACAUCAUUUUCGUAUACAGUGAUACCUCGGGUUACAUACGCUUCAGGUUACAGACUCCUCUAACCCAGAAAUAGUGCUUCAGGUUAAGAACUUUGCUUCAGGAUGAGAACAGAAAUCAUGCUCUUUUGGCGCGGCGGCAGCAGGAGGCCCCAUUAGCUAAAGUGGUGCUUCAGGUUAAGAACAGUUUCAGGUUAAGAACAGACCUCCAGAACGAAUUAAGUACUUAACCCGAGGCACCACUGUAGUUUUCUUUCAGCGUACAAAAAUCACAUGACCUUUGAUGCUUUUUAUUCACACAUUCCCCCAUAUAAUUUCUAUUGAAGUGUUGAAGUUGUAAGAAAAGGAAAAUUUGGCAUAGGGAAAAUGAGAAAGACAGGAGGAGGAGAUGAUACCAGAAGAAAAGCAUUAUGCAGCAUCAAUGCUCUCAUGCUUGCUGUACACCUAUCCUGACUGAGACCAUAGCAGGUUUGAUGAUGGUACUGUGAAUUCUUUGCUAGGGAUCCAUCCAUGCCAAACCACUCUUUACUUCACUUGUCACAGCUAUAGUUCCCAGGACAUUUAAACCAACUUAAGACUAUAAAGGUGAAAGGACCCCUGACCAUUAGGUCCAGUCGUGACCGACUCUGGGGUUGCGGCGCUCAUCUAUCUUUAUUGGCCAAGGGAGCCGGCGUACAGCUUCUGGGUCAUGUGGCCAGCAUGACUAAGCCGCUUCUGGUGAACCAGAGCAGCGCACGGAAACGCCGUUUACCUUCCCGCCAGAGCGGUUCGUAUUUAUCUACUUGCACUUUGACAUGCUUUCGAACUGCUAGGUUGGCAGGAGACUUAAGACUAUGGUGUGGUGUAAAUAUGGCCCAGAGACUUCACAGGUGAUUAGUGUGAAGGGAAGUCUUGGUAAUAAUUGACAUUGUUAGUCAAAAUGACUGCGAUUAAAAUCACUCAAUCAGAAUACUUUAGUUUCACCAGUUUGUCAGCAGACCAAGCAAGUUUACAUCAUUGUGUCUGUGGCUGACAACAUAUAAUAUCGGAACGAUCUCUAAACCUGAAAUACGGAAAUAUGGCAUAACUAAUUGGUGAAAUUACUGGGUUAGAAUGACAUUAGCAAAUGGGGAAUUUAUAAAGUGAUAAAUAUAUUUGCUCUGCACACUGCAGGUGCAGAGUUCACAAAACUCAUGAGAACUUCGAAGCUGAACGUAUAUAAGUGCUCUUCAAAUAUUGAUUUCAGUAUUUCAACGUCUCAUGAAAACCCUGACGGCCUUUACGCCCUUCCUCUUUGGCCUCUAGCUCUGUUUGGCUGGCACCUUCUCCUUAUCUAAUGCAGUGAUACUGUUGAAGUUUUCGAAUAACGGGCUCCUUGUAUGAAUUGCUUAAAGUAGUUGUUUUUAUUAUAAGAUGGGUGCCCUUAUCCGAAACCCUUAAUCUGCUUUUAAGGUAAAGGGACCCCUGACCGUUAGGUCCAGUCGUGACCGACCCUAGGGUUGCGGCGCUCAUCUCGCUUUAUUGGCCAAGGGAGCCGGUGUACAGCUUCCGGGUCAUGUGGCCAGCAUGACUAAGCCGCUUCUGGUGAACCAGAGCUGCGCACGGAAACACCGUUUACCUUCCCACUGGAGUGGUACCUAUUUAUCUACUUGCACUUUGACGUGCUUUCGAACUGCUAGGUUGGCAGGAGCUGGGACCGAGCAAUGGGAGCUCACCCUGUCACGGGGAUUCGAACUGCCGACCUUCUGAUCGGCAAGCCCUAGGCUCUGUGGUUUAACCCACAGCGCCACCCGCAUCCCAAAAAUCUGCUUUUAACUAGUAUCAAAAUGUAUUUGGAGCCGAUGUUCUGCAUUUCCAUGGGCAAGUUGCAUCAAACCAACCUGUCAAGGUUCAUAGCUGUCCAGAACCUGAUUACUUUAACCCCCUUACUUGAUCCCACUUUACAUGUUACACACAUGAAGGGAGAAAAGAAGGAAUGGCCAUAAAUGAGCACAUUAUUACAUCACCCUAUGCCUCUGCUUCCCCCUUCUUCAAGAAAACUUACUCUGAAGAUGCUGCCCAGAAUUUUCUUGGAGAAAGAGAAGUGUGAAAGAAGUCUUUUAAAUUGAAUUUAAUCUCCUGUGGGAAUGAAGUGAUAGGUCUAAUUAGUGAAUAGCUCGCAGGUCUGGCAAGAAGGACGUCCCUUCACUACAUAUCCUAUUGUUACUGUGCUGGCUGCAGAUAACAAGCGUUGCUAUUCUUUGUAACCCUUCAUUUCCAUAUAACUUUAUGCCAAAUACAUUUUACUUCUCUCUCUCUUUCUGCAACGCCCACCCCUCUGGAUUGAUUUAGAUUGAGGGUACCAGUGAAUAGCACCCAGAAAAGGAACUCUAUGUCAGACAUGGGGGUUUGCUUGAGUCGGACUCACUGAAGCAUUUUUUGAGUGGGUGAUUUAUUGAGUUGUAUUCUGCCUACUUCUGGCAAUGAAUUCAAAGCAGUGUCGUGCCAUUUUAAACAAUCACAGCUUUCUCCCCCCAAAAAUCCCAGGAGCCGUAGUUUGUUAAGAGUGCUGAGACCCUUAUUCCCUUCACAGAGAAACCAUUUUCAGAGUUCCCUGGGAAGAGAGAGUGACGGUUAAAUCAAUAUAUGAAUUGCAGCUCUGUGUGGGGAAUGGGGGGGGGGGGUGUUGGUUCUCCUAACAACUCUCAGCGCCCUUAAAAAUGCAUUUUCCAGAAUUCUUGUCAGGAAACCAUCACUGUUUAAAGUGGUAUGAUACUGCUUUGAAUGCAUAGUGCAGAUGGGGGGGGGCAAUGUCGCCUACCCUCUCAAUUCCAGCAAAUAUAUUAUGAACCCCUCUUGUGAGCUGUGCACAGUGUGGCAAGAUUUCAUUUCAUUUCUUCUUGAAAUAUUUCUUGAAAAUGUGAAAUAGGUCACAUUUUGGAGCAGAGCUUUCACAGGGCAGCUUACCUAAAACAACCACAAAUUCCAAUCACACGUUUCAAUUAAAAAACAACAGCAGCCAUUUUAAAGCAAUCUAAAGUGACACCUGGGCCAGCAGGACAACGUUCGAGACCAGAUCUGGACAAUCCAGAUUUUUGUUGUAUUAGUGGAUGUCAUAGGAGAUUGGGGAAGCUAUCAAGUCCCACUGUUUUAAUUAGUGCCGAUACUUCUCCCCCCAGUUUCUCAAACCUUUUCCUCCUCAGCAAAAGGGUUCCCAUUUUUCUCUCACAUUCUCAGGGUGUUUUAGAAUUUCUUUAAAAUAUGAGUGGUUGUGGGGUUUUGAGCUUAUUUUAUCAUCGUGAGAUGGCCAAGGGUGGUACAUGUGCUACCCGUUCCUGUAAACAUCUACCCAGAAAUUUGCAGCCUCCCCAGCUGACCAUGAUAUUAAAAAGGCCCAUGGAAGAAGUUACCUUAUGAUGUUUUCCCCUGGGCUUUAACUGACACGUGGGCACCUGGGAAGGCUGCAGAGUGCCAGCUGAGAGGAUUUCUAGAAUGAAAGAAAGGACACUGAGAAACCAAAACACACUCUGUCCACCUCAAAAGUAAGAUAAGCACAACAAAAACCCUACCCUGAGAGUUUCACCCCUUCAAAUUAUUCUCUCCCCUUUGAGAAGUUUCUAAUGCCUUUUUCCAUCUCAUUAAUUGAUGGAGAAUGUUUGUUUGUUUUACCCUGCAGAAGAAAUUUUCAGCACGGCAGCUUAAAUUAUUAAGCACCGAGUUGAAAAUGAGUCACUGUGGCCUUAAUGGUCAUUCUAGCCUCUUAUUAGUCUGCAGCACAAUACAGAAAUCCAUUUGAGAUGUGUCAGAAUGAAGAAAGUGGAACAAACUGUGGGUAAUGUAGCAAGAAAAACAACUUGCUCAUCUUGGGCAUUUCAAAGCGGGUUUCUUGUGUGUUCUUCUUCCAUACCUGCAGAAGCAUUCUUCUACUCCAUGCAAACUUAUGAAAGACAAGGAUCCUUUAGACAUAGACCUCCCCUCUACCCAACAUGGAUAAAUAAACAUUAUGGGCAGUACAGAUCAGAUCCUCAGCACAUGCCAAAAUGCAAGCAGUCAUCCAGGGAGAAGAGUAGCAAGGAAAGGGCCUGCUCAGAUCCACUCACCCUAGUCAUAGCCUACUCAGAGGCCUGUAGGCCCUGCUGAACAUCCGUAUCAGGGCAAUAGGCAAUAUUGGGCAGAAUUGGAAGGUUCAAUUUUCAGGUCCUGGUAUCUCCAGUUACAAGGAUCUCCAGCAGCAGGGCUGGGCCUGAGGCAGCUCAUUUGGUAAAGCCUGAGCCUCUUAAUCUCAGGGGUGUGGUUCGAGCCCCAUGUUGAGCAAAAUAUUCCUGCAUUAUAGGGGGGUUAGACUGGAUGACUCUGAUGGUGCCCAUGAUGCUAUUAUCUUGUAGUCUGCAAACAUGGAGAACCACCGUCAGUAAGAGUUGUUAAGGAGACUUCCUGUAGUUAAGAAGCAGAGUCUAAAUGUUUUAUAUGAGCAAAAAUCUAUUCCCGCUGUCCCUACUUUCCUUCACUUUUUGUUCCUGGCCAUAGUAAAACACUCCCUUGUGUUGCCCUUCGGAAGCACAGCUUUAAAACGGAGUUGUGAGUUGUCUUCUGGUUUCCGGCACCACCUCUCGGUUGGCUGACUGAAAUCAGUGGUAGUUCUAAUCCGACGUUGUUGGGAGUCUGGUAAAUAUUUUGCAGUGGUCUGCACAGAGAAACAGUCUGGUAAGACUUCAAGUUGAAAGGAUAAAGAAGACUUAAGGUUUAUUACUCACAGCAAACAAGGCCAUGCUAAGCACCUGUUUUGCACGUGGCCAAGAUGGAGCCAAUAGGUUAGCAUUACAACCACAUGCUAAUUCAUUCCGUCACUAACCUGGACUAACUUGGCGAAGGAGGAAGGAAGUAGAAGCCUGAACAGAAGUAAUCUGCUUUACUAAAAAGUACUUCCUAGAAAAGAGUGUGUGAGGCAAGAACAGAUUGCCUUUUUGGCCUAUAAACACUGCCCUCUGCCCCGUUCAUGUAACUAGUUGCAAGCAUUGUUGCUCUACUCCAAGCAAAAGUAUCUGGAGGGCAUCAGGUUGGGGAAGCCAGCUGUAGAAGUUAAAUCUGAGAGUACAGGGUGGAUGCAUCUUCACUGUAGUGCACAUGCACACUGAAUGCAAGUGCAUCAACAUUGAAGCACCUCAUAGGCAGAAGCUCUUUUCACACACUUCAGGCGGCGACAUUCAGAUUAAACUGUUUGUUGUCGUUGUUUAGUUGUUUAGUUGUGUCGGACUCUUCGUGACCCCAUGGACCAGAGCACUCCAGGCACUCCUGUCUGCCACUGCCUCCCGCAGUUUGGUCAAUCUCAUGCUGGUAGCUUCGAGAACACUGUCCAACCAUCUCGUCCUCUGUCGUCCCCUUCUCCUUGUGCCCUCCAUCUCUCCCAACAUCAGGGUCUUUCCCAGGGAGUCUUCUCUUCUCAUGAGGUGGCCAAAGUACUGGAGUCUCAGCUUCAGGAUCUGUCCUUCCAGUGAGCACUCAGGGCCGAUUUCCUUAAGAAUGGAUAGGUUUGAUCUUCUUGCAGUCCAUGGGACUCUCAAGAGUCUCCUCCAGCACCAUAAUUCAAAAGCAUCAAUUCUUCGGCGAUCAGCCUUCUUUAUGGUCCAGCUCUCACUUCCAUACAUCACUCCUGGGAAAACCAUAGCUUUAACUAUACUAGUAUCAUAUUAUAGGACAAUGGUGUUUUAAAUCAGCGAUGGGUGAGCUAUUGCAAAGCAGCUGAGAAGAGCCUUUAAGUGAUGUUUAACACUUGGAGGCCUCCGGUAGUGAUCCUUGCUGUGAUAGCACUGGUGCUAAAAGUGCACAAGAGUGUUCCACUUCUUAUCUGUUAGAUGUUACUACUGUGUGGGUCAGUGAUGCUCCAGACUUAAAAGAGCACUUUAUUAUCACCCUAGGUCUUCAUUAGAGGAGUAGAUAAGGAUUCUUCAGACCCCACAGGUUACUUCAUUGGGGAUUUUCUCUCAUGAGCUUACUACAUGCUCUGAUUUACAGACUUCACUGAUUUGUGGAGAUAGUGAAAGCAGGGCUUGGGUGGUAAUAAGAAAAAGCACAAUAUCAUCACAGUAACACAGAUGUGUGCAUGUAAUGCUUUUUUAAUUAAUAGCAACAUUUAUAUACAGGCAGUGACCAUUUUAGGCAUGAUUGUGCAUGUGUGCAUCACACCAAACCCGGAAGUGGCCCAGAAACGUCACAGAAAGUGACGGUGGUUGAACAGGCUUUUUCAAUGGUGUUUCAAAUAUAGGUGAUUUCACUUAAACACGCAGUGCCUUGGAACAUGUUGUUGUUUAGUCGUUUAGUCAUGUCCGACUCUUCGUGACCCCAUGGACCAGAGCACGCCAGGCACUCCUGUCUUCCACUGCCUCCCGCAGUUUGGUCAAACUCAUGUUUGUAGCUUCGAGAACACUGUCCAACCAUCUCGUCCUCUGUCAUCCCCUUCUCCUUGUGCCCUCCAUCUUUCCCAACAUCAGGGCCUUUUCCAGGGAGUCUUCUCUUCUCAUGAGGUGGCCAAAGUACUGGAGUCUCAGCUUCAGGAUCUGUCCUUCCAGCGAGCACUCAGGGCUGAUUUCCUUCAGAAUGGACCUUGGAACAUAGCCCCCAUGUAAAUUGGGAGUUGCCUGUGUUCUUUUUAUCUCUGUGAACUGCCCUGAGGGCCAUUUGGCUGAAAAGCAGUAUAGAAAUAUGUAAGAUAAAAAAAAUGAAUGUGAUUGUGGCAUAAAUAACAAAAGUAUUGUAGCCCCUUCAAGACAAACAAAUUUAUUGUGGGAUAAGCUUUCAUGGACUAGUCACUAGAGUAGAUGUCAUCAGAUUCAUGAAAUGUUACUAACUGGUAGAUACACACAGGAAAAAGGAGAGAGAUUAAAGGAGAAGGAGAAAGCAUUGAAAGCACAAUUCAAGAUAUUAAAAGAUCAGGAGUAAAUAAUGGGCUGAUGCACACAAAAGGGCUUAAAAGGAGUUAGAGAAUCAACAGAAUGAAAUUUGAAGGAGGAGUUGGGAAAGAGAAGCAAGAACUAGGAAGCGACAACAACAACAAAAAACCUCUCACAACCAGGGCAGGGAGAGAGGAGAAAGAAGAUGAGCUGUAGGGAACGAGGGAUGAGGUUUACAGAAUAGGAAAGACCUGCACAGUUGGCCUCACCCACAUAAUUGUGGGGCUUUAGAAGCUGCAGCCGUGCUGUUGGCAUGAACCUGUGGGAAAGCAGCUUCCACCGGGAGGCUGUAAUGUCUAACGUGUGCCGUAGUCAGCCCAAACCACAGCUUGCAAAUCCACUUCUAAUCAUGGUUCCAAACUGUGGUCUGAUGCUGGCUAAGAUUAGGGAAAGCACAGGUGCAGCCCUUGACUCUAAUUAUAGCCCCGAAACGGAAAGCAUGCCCAUACGAGAGGCGAGGUGGGUGUGGAAGGAGAGUGUGGGGCCCAUAAGGUGCUCUAAUCCCCUAACCAGUCUUACAUUUGCAUCACGCCAAAAAUAAGAUUGCCAACUGGAGGUUGGGAUUUUUGUUUAACAGACAUUCAGUCUUUCUUAUGUGUCAUAUCAGAACAGUGGUACCUCGGGUUACAUACGCUUCAGUUUACAAACUCCGCUAACCCAGAAAUAGUGUUUCAGGUUAAGAACUUUGCUUCAGGAUGAGAACAGAAAUUGUGCUCGGGCGGCACGGCAGCAGCAGGAGGCCACAUUAGCUAAAGUGGUGCUUCAGGUUAAGAACAGUUUCAGGUUAAGUACGGACCUCCGGAACGAAUUAAGUACUUAACCCGAGGUACCACUGUACAUACAGUAGCCCAAAGUGGGGAUCCCAUAACUGUUGAAUAGUUUUAUUCAAAAAAGUGACUGCAUGUGCAUCUUUGACUCCCAUGAUCCCCUGGCCUGUCAUUCCUGUCUCUGGUUAGUUCCCUGAGGCAACACUAAUUGAUCUUUUGUUCUGGUAAUUUGUCCCUGUCACUUUUCAUUCUUUUGUUAGGUCAGGCUCCUCUGUGCUGAAGAGAUGACUGCUAGUGUCAAGGCACCCCUUUCCCAUUCUAAUAAACCCCAAAUAAUGUUACGGCUGUUUUUUGCCACUUUACUUGCCACAGCAGUAGACAAAUCAUGGUGACUUCUUCUGGGAGUCAUUUGUUCAUGAGAGGAACUUGAAGUAUGAGUCAGUAAUUCUCUCAGCUCAGCUGCUGCAAGUUCUGUGAUUUAAGAUGUACGUUUCAGAAAUCAGGUUGGUGUGGCUGAGAUCCAUUAACUGUUGGCUCAGACAUUUUAUUGCUUGCAAAAUGGAUGGAAUACAGAAAGGACAAGGGCUCCUCUUCUGUGCUCCCCCCCCCAUUUUUUUAAAAAAUAAAAUUGUGUGGAAAGAGGAAGGGAGACCUUUCAGCCAUGUAAAGGAACCAGAGGACAGUGUGAAGUAUAGGGAUGAGUCCUGUCAUGAGCCAUAGAGGCCUGGGGUACCACAUUUGGCACAUGGCCUGAGAUUCCCCAUUCCUUGUUUACAUUGUCCACAUCUCACUACCAGUCUCUCUUUAAAAUGGAUGUGUUUUAUUUUGUAGUACAACUUCCAGGUGCCCAGGUGUCCCAAAGACUGGUAAGGUCCAGUCCAGGGGUAGGCAACCUAAGGGCCGUGGGCUGGAUGCGGCCCAAUCACCUUCUCAGUCCGGCCUGCAGACAGUCCAGGAAUCAGCAUGUUUUUACAUGAGUGGAAUGUGUGCUUUUAUUUAAAAUGCAUCUCUGGGUUAUUUGUGGGGCAUAGGAAUUCAUUCAUUCCCCCCCAAAAAAUAUAGUCUGGCCCACCACAUGGUCUGAGGGAUGGUGGACUGGCCCACGGCUGAAAAAGGUUGCUGACCCCUGGCCCAGUCCCUAUGUAGGGUGGCAGUUAUGCAUCCCCAAAGGUGAUAAUUUGCAUCAACAAAAAAAGAGGACAUCCAUUUGAGCAUAAGAAUUUAAUUUAAGUGUAGUAUAGGUGCAAAUGUAGGAGUAAUUGACAGAAUUUAAACAGAUGUGCAAUACCUCUCUCCACAGUGUGUAAGACACCAGGUGAUGUGUGUCUUCCCAGUCUGCUGUGCAGGUGUUGCUAUGUGUUGAUGGGGAAUCUUCAGACCUUUCUUGAUCUGCACAGCUCUCAAACAGAGGACACAUUCAAACAGAGGACUCUGCCUCCCUUGGAGGUUUCCAAGCAGACGUUGGAUGGCCAUCCGUCAUGGAUGCUUUAGUUGAGAUUCCUACAUUGCAGAGGGUUGGACUAGAGGAAUCUUGGGGUCCCUCCCAACUCACAAUUCUAUGAUUCGGUAAAGGAGGACACAUGUGCAUCCUAUACCUGUGACAAGUACAGGAACAACAGGAGAUCUUGGUGCUGUAUAGCAAGUGGCAGCACAGGAUUGGCUCUCUGGGAUCGUACGAUUCUCAAGGUCACAGAAUCACAGACCUGUAGAGUUGGAAGGGAUGAUGAGGAUCAUCUGUUCCAACCCCCUGCAAUGCAGGAAUCUUUCACCCAAUGUGGGGCUCAAACCUACAACCCUGAGAUUAAGAGUCUCAUGCUCUACCAACUGAGCUAUCAGGAGGUCCCUUCAUACCUUUAUGGUUCCACUAGUGACUUUCAAUGAAGCUGCCUUUCUUUGGCAUAAAGGAUAGCCUGUACAGUAAGGGCCUAUUACAUGGUGACUUGAAAUCCAAUAUUUUGCUGCCUCUCCUUCUAAUUUUUGUUUGUUUUCUGAUUUUCAGUGAACCUUCUUGACACGAGCAUUGCUCAGAAUGAGCUGGGUUGGUUGCCACAUCCUCAAGAAAACGGGGUGAGUAGCCAGUGCAUGUUCAGAAAUAGAACUGGAAGCAAUCUACCUGUAUAUUGAAAUGCAUGGAGGGGUUUUGUGGCGGUGGUAGUGACACCUCUGGCGGUGAUAGGUUGCCAUUGGCUGAGGUUCUCUGAUGUCAGAGAGGGACAAUGCAGGUUGAGGUCUAUAGAGAAUGAGAGGCAGAAGAGGCAGAGGCCUUAGAAAAGAUCAGAUGAGGUAAGAUGGCCCGUUAUGCUUUGCCAAAAAAAAUUGGCAGACCAAAAAAAAAGACAUAAAUUUGCAUAAACUCUGUGCAUGAUAAUUUAUGUGUAUAUGUAUUCAUAUGUACACACAAAUGUAGAAAUAACUGGUAGAAUUUAAAUAGAAAUACAAAACAUCUUACAAUAGUGGGGAAGAUGCCAGGUGACUUGGUUGCCUGAUCAGUUUGCUGACUAUUGAUGGGCAACUUCUCAUUUUUUUUCCGUUCCUGAGCUUUAAACCAGACUUAGACUGGAAUGGACAGCCCUCAAAUAGAGGGCACCUUCAAAUAUAAGACUGACUACAGUAGUACUUUGGGUUACAGACGCUUCAGGUUACAGACUCCGCUAACCCAGAAAUAGUACCUCGGGUUAAGAACUUUGCUUCAGGAUGAGAACAGAAAUUGUGCGGUGGCAGCGCGGCAGCAGCGAGAGGCCCCAUUAGCUAAAGUGGUACCUCAGGUUAAGAACAGUUUCAGUUUAAGAACAGACCUCCAGAACGAAUUAAGUCCUUAACCUGAGGUACCACUGUACUGACAGCCAUUUGGGAUCAAGGAUUGUCCUCUGUAAAAUAGGUUGGGUGGCUACCCUACGUAGGGGUGGGUUGAGAAAGAAAACAAGUCAAAGGAAGCAAUGAAUUGUGGCUGGGACAGGAGGAUUUGAAGGUCUACUGGGGGAGGGGGGAGAGGUGAUGAAGAGAAAAGGGUGAGGGUUGACAAAGAAAUGGAAGCUGGGAGAAAAUGGACAAGAGCUACGGAUGUGAGGAAAGCUGAAGGUGACAUUUGGACCUGAAAUAACCCGUCAAAUCUAGGUCUGCAAACCUUCACUUUGUAACCAGACAUCAGCCCAGCCUUAUAUUCCAGACCUGAGUUUUCUACACAUGGCUCUUAAAGGUAAAGGUAAGUCCAGUCGUGACCGACUCUGGGGUUGCAGCUCUCAUCUCGCUUUAUUGGCCGAGGGAGCCGGCGUACAGCUUCUGGAUCAUGUGACCAGCAUGACUGAGCCGCUUCUGGCAAACCAGAGCAGCGCACGGAAACGCCGUUUACCUUCCCGCCGGAGUGGUACCUAUUUAUCUACUUGCACUUUGAUGCGCUUUCAAACUGCUAGGUUGGCAGGAGCAGGGACCGAGCAACGGGAGCUCACCCCGUCACGGGGAUUCGAACCGCCGACCUUCUGAUCAGCAAGUCCUAGGCUCUGUGGUUUAACCCACAGCACCACCCACGUCCCACACACAUGGGGGCUCUUACUUGGCUUUUAUACCUCAUCUGGUUCCUGAUCAUCUCCCAUUCUCAGGCAGUUCCACUUCCAACUCCACCCCCAGCUUUCUCUCUCUCCUCCUCUGGACUUCACAAGACAGCAAGACAGCUUUUCUGCACUGCAAGGACACUUCCAAAUUCCUUCACUUCCCUUUUAAAGCAACUCUGUGGGCAGAAAACUAAACACAUUCAAAAGUUAGGAUUGCCUCAAAAAUGGGAGAGAACUCUAUCAAGGAUUUAUUUAUUUAUUUAAAUAUUUUUUUAUUUUAUUUGCUCAACACCUAACAAAAAAAGACAAAUUACACCAUAAUAAGAAUACCGUCAGUCACGCCCUACAUAAAGAAUUAAUAUAAAUUUCAUAAUCCAUAAACUGUAAAGUCUGCGCCUCCUAGUAUUGGACUCAUUUGAAAUAAAAAAACUAGUUUCGGGAGUAUGUUCAUCUUAAUGAUUGAAAUCCUUCCCAGGAAUGUUAGUCUCAAUCUGCUCCAGGUUUCAAGAUUCCUUUUAAUUUCUAGCCAAGUUUUUGUAUAGUUGUCCUGGAAUAAAUUAAUAUUUUUAGGGGUGAUCCAAAUACCCAAAUAUUUUGCUUUCUGGCAGAUCCGCAAUCCCGAUGUUUCUUCUAAUUCGAUUUUUUCUUGUUUCGAUAAGUUUUUAACUAAUAAUUGUGUUUUGGUAGUAUUCAACUUGAAACCUGCCACCUCUCCAAAUAUUUAAUCACCUUUACCACUCUUCUCAAGCUUUCUUUAAGGUUUUCACUCAUAAUAAUCAGGUCAUCGGCAAAGGCUUUGAGCUUGUAUGUUUUGUUGCCCAGGAUGAUGCCUUUGACAGAUUGGUCUUCCCGAAUUUGAUUGUUCGUUACCUCCAUUACCAUAAUGAAAAUAAGGGGGGAUAAGGGGCAUCCUUGCCUGGUUCCAUUACUAAUGUUACACUCCUCCAAGAUAUUGCCAUUAAUAAUUAUUUUGGCCCGCUGUUCUGAGUAAAUUGGUCGGGGCUUGAGGCAAAACAAGGGAUGGGAUGCAUGAGAAGGGGAUGGGGAGUUUAUGUCAGGACACUGUCUGUAAUCCUCACUAUGCAUAACUGUCAACCGUCCCUUAUUUGGCGGGAAAGUCCCUUAUCCCAGCGCUGUGUCCCGCUGCUGUCCCUUAUUGAUGAUGUCGCUUAAAUUUCCCGGGUUUCAAAGGAAGCAGCUCCUCUCCUUCCCUCCCUGCUGGCCAGGGAGGAGGGAGGCUCCAACUGUGUUGCUUGGCUGCGUUGCUCACCCAAUAAGGAGUCUAAGAACGACUGGGGGGUGGCGCUUGCAUGCCUUAUGCCAAUCAAAUCGGCCACAUUGCCUGGGGACUCGCCUUUGCUCAGCGCUUCCCAGUGGAGAGGUGAUGUGGUGGUUUUCUUUGCUGCAUCUCCUUUGCCGGGUUGCUGCUCUGUGGGAAUCACCGCUUGAGGCUUUGUUUGGCUGCUGGCUGGGCUUUCUGCCUUUGGCUCGGAGGGGCUCAGAAGUUGAACAUACCUGUGCUUGGAAAAUCCCUUAUUUUGGCUGCUGAUCCCUUAUUUUCAAGGCUGCUGGUCCCUUAUUUUCAAAUCUGUAAGUUGACAGCUAUGUCACCAUGUCUUCUCAGAAGUAAAUCCCACACACUCCAGUGGGACUUAAGUCAGAGUCAAUCUAGGAUUGUAGGUUUUGAGGAGAGGAGAGGAAGUGGGGAAAGCAAAGAAAAAGGGGGAGAGAGUAAGACUGAAGUGGCCGGGGGGGGGGGCUCUUGUGGAUUCACAACAAAUGAAAUUGCCACCUUGAGCAAAGGUGGAAGAAGCAGGGGACCAGACACCUAGUGAAGGGUGUGUACUAGGAAUCUGAAGUCACAGUGCAAGCCUAGUCAUGUUUACUAAGAAGCAGGGUUGUAGUUUUUAGCAGGAACCCUUAUAUUUUAAAAAUUAAUAUGGGGGGGGGAAGGAGGCUGGAACAGAUAAACAUAUGCCAAAUGCCCAAGCCAAAAAUCCAUCUGCAUCUCUACAGUCAUACCUCAGGUUACAGACGCUUCAGGUUGCAUUUUUUCAGGUUACGGACGCGCCGAAACCUGGAAGUACUGGAACGGCUUACUUCCGGGUUUCGGCUGUCACGCCUGCACAGAAGUGCUAAAUCACGCUUUGCGCAUGCGCAGAAGUGCCAAAUCGCAACCCGUGCGUGCGCAGACGCAGUGCUGUGGGUUGCGGCACUGCGGGUUGCGGACGUGCUUCCUGCACGGAUCAUGUUUGCAACCCAAGUGUCCACUGUAAUCAAUAAAGUUGUGGCCAUUUCUAACCCAGAUCAUUGUCUGCUUGGGUUUAUUAAUCAUAUCUUACAUUUAGCCACUGCCUGGGGGUGGCAUGGCAACUAGGCCCGCAAUCUGUCUAUCUGUAUAGCCAUUGAUUGAUUGAUUGAUUGAUGAGUUUCCCCAUCUUUUUUCCAGAAAAAAAAACCCAAUGGCUAUUAGUAUUUGUUAUUUGAUUUGUGUUUUCUGGUUUCCUUCUUUAAGAAGCUUUGCUUUUUGUAUUUCUUUAUCCUGGGUGGGGGUGGGGAUGGGGGGAAAACACACAACCCCUUUUAUGUUAAUUAAUUAUGUUAAUUGUUCAAAGCCUUGAGUUUUUAUCUUUUCAGUUCCGAAACCUAUAAUAUAACACCCUGGAGAUGUUACACAGUUUCUGUUAAAGAGAUUUUCCCAAAUGAAAUUUUUGAGCAGAUCACAGCCUUUUUUUCUUUUCUUUUUUAAACUUUGUGGAAGACUACCUAGUUAUACCUCGAACAUUCUUUGGAAUGCACUGUAAAUCUCCGUUGCCCCCGGGGAUUGUCACAUACAUUUCAGCUUGCCUUUUGAUGUUCCUGCAACGCAGUGUGCUAACCUUGAGCAUUCCAAAUUGCUACCACUUGCUCCCAGUUUAGUGUGGAGGGGUGUGUGUGUGUGUGUGCCCCUCAAACAGUACCGGAUUUAUGUAUAAGCUAAACAAGCUAUAGCUUAGGGCCCCACUCUCUUGGGGGGCCCCCAAAAAAAUUAAAGGGAAAAAAACUGGAGGUACAUUUCCAAAAUAUAAGAUAAAAAACAAAUAAAAUAAAACCUACAUACAGCAACAGUGUUCCACUAUUAAUAUACUUCUUCUUAAUUGUAUUUCAGUUCAACAGUUACUUUGAUAAAAUACAUAUUUUGUUUUGUGCAAAUGGCUUUAGAUACCUAUUAGGUCCAUAAAUUACCAUGUAGCAUAUAUUCAAAACAAAAAACAGCGACAAUUUGUUGUUGACAAAGGACAGCUGGACAUAUACAGGGCCCCAUUACCUUCAGUAGCUUAGGGCCACAUCAAACCUAAAUCCGGCCCUGCCCUCAACCUAUGGAAAAGGGUGAGGAAGGGGUCCAUGCAUACAGUUUCCUUGAGCAAUAAUUCCAAAGUCUUUCUUUUUACAUGAGUGUGCUUUAUGGGGUUAGUUUCAAGAGCAUCCUGGAGACUUAUGGUGAUUUUGUAAUUCCUUUUUUAUUUACAACUACAGUGGUACCUCAGGUUACAGACGCUUCAGGUUACAGACUCCGCUAACCCAGAACUGGUGCUUCAGGUUAAGAACUUUGCUUCAGGAUGAGAACAGAAAUCGUGCUCCGGCGGCGCAGCAGCAGCAGGAGGCCCCAUUAGCUAAAGUGGUGCUUCAGGUUAAUAACAGUUUCAGGUUAAGAACGGACCUCCGGAACAAAUUAAGUACUUAACCCGAGGUACCACUGUAUAACUGAGAAGUUGAGCAGCAUGGGUACAUGCAUUGCAGGCACACUGAUGGGCAGUGCUAGCCUAAUAUUGUGUCCGUAACACCAAAGUAAUAGCAGCCCAUCUCUGUUUUCCUCUAACUAGCCUAAUUCACAAUGUCUUUCUUUUUCACUCUCUUGACAGACACACACAGAGGCAGAACCCUCUUUUGGUUUUCCAGGGCCAAACUAAAUACAAUAAAAAUAAUGUUAUUAGCCCUUGCAUGUUUGCUUGUUUUCAGAAUUUGCACUUGGCAUGGGGGCAGGAAAAACUGAAUUGGGAUCAGGGUGCGAGAGAUAGGGAAGCCUUGACCCUUUGACCCAGCUGUUAUAUAUAAACCAAUCCGACAAGGGAUAAUGCCAGGAUGCCAUCACAUCUAGUCUGACCCUCAGCCCCAUCCCACCAGGUUUGGUGUGCCUUCUAUUCCUGGGUUAAGAAGCACCAGUUGAUCAUUAAUGCCCAUUCAGUAAGUAACUUCCUCUGUACAAAAUCUUAGGCAGAUGAUCCUUUUUUGCUUUGUAGAAUAGUAGAAACACGGUGGUAGCCCACAUUUUCAUCAAGUGUGCUACAAAUUAAGUCCAUAAUAUGAGACAGUAUUACAUCAUUGCACAUUACCAUUCAGUGCCUUUUGUGGGGGGUGGGAUACUUUGGGUGGGUCUGGAAAAAAGAGGGCUGGAAUAGGGUUGUUAUACGUCCGGAAUACAGUCAUACCUCAUGUUACGUUUGCUUCAGGUUGCGCGUUUUCAGCUUGCGUCCCAUGGUGACCCAGAAGUACCGGAAAGGGUUACUUCCGUGUUUCGCUGCUCACACAUGCACAGACGCGCAAAAUGGCCGAAGCGGCAAAUCACGACCUGCGCAGACGCGGGUUACAUUCUUUUCAGGUUGUGAACGAGCUUCCGGAACGGAUCCCAUUCACAACCAGAGGUACCACUCUACUUCAAUUGUUGAGCUUUGCCCAACAACUUUGCCCAGAACAGCUCAACAGCUUUUGUUAAGUUGUGGGUGAACAUAUCAGACGACACAGCGAUUCUUCAAACAGCUCUUGUUUAUUCACAGGCCAGGACAGAAUUGAACUGAAGGGUUCAGUCAGCCUGCUUAUAUACAGCUCCAGUACAACGUUACCGUAACAACUUUCUAGAACUAUCCAAUCACUGAACGUCACUUUCGAUCCCUUAUUUGCAUACUUAUCUAUAGUAUCCCCCUGUUGGCCCAGGGUGAGAACUUCAGCACAUAACAGCUUUUCUGUCUGGAUUUUGACUGUUUGAAAUAUGGCAACCCUAUGCUGGAACUCGCCAUGAAUGCCUCCCUUGUUCUGUUAUAAUGACAAUGGUGCCCACCUGAGAGAUGCCGGAACAAGUUCCAGUGAGUUCUGGCUGAAAAAAGGCCCCUGGUCUAGUUCAUACGCUCCAACAUUCUUCAGAUGAAAAUAGGGACAUUUUUCACUCCCCCCACCACCUCCCAAGCUCAGAGCAUUUCUACCACCCUGCUCUCUGCCUUUACCUCAGAGCUGGUGCUUCACAUGAGGUUGGGCCUUGGCACUGGUAGCAGGCUCUGCUCCUCCUCGCUUGCUCUCCAGCAGCCGUGACGAGUUGCCCAAGUAAGGAAUCAAACGAACUCCUGUGUUGCAAAGAGAACGUCAGCAAUGUCUAGGCAACACGAUGACCAUGUACAUAUGCAAUAGACAAUUGUUAUAGAAUUCCUUCAAACCAUAACAAAUACGAAAUGAAAUCUUUAGUCUCAAAGUCUCUGAAAAUCUUUAAAUGAGGCGAGGUACCAGACUUUGUACGAUGUAAGACAAGCUGUGAGGCUUUGUGUAUUCAGCAAAUAUGAUGUCCAACACAGAACAGUGAUUCCGGAUAUUGACUACUGUUUUGUAGGAUUCUUUGUCAGCGUGGUGGGAGGAUAUAGAAUUGCUUCAUAAACCCAUUUAUUUCGAAUGAAUGUAAGUAAAUGAAAAUAGCAAAUGCUGUGGAACAGUGCUCAUGUAGUCAAUAUCCGUACAUAGUCUGGUACCUCGCUGCAUUUAAAGAUUUUCAGAGACUUUGAGACUAAAGAUUUCAUUUCGUAUUUGUUAUGGUUUGAAGGAAUUACAUAAAGAUUGUCUAUUGCGUAUGUACAUGGUCAUCGUGUUGCCUAGACAUUGCUGCCAAGGAAGGAAGUCGGCAGCAGCAGCAGCCAUGGAGAGGCAACAGAAUGCUCCCUCGCAACUGCCACUGCUGCCACCACUGUCCCUCAGGGCAAUCACAGGCUCAUGGUCAUCCCCAAGAUCUACAGCAGUGGUGCUGGCAGAGAAAACGGGCAUUCUGGGAUCAAAUCAGAAGCUGGGAUGGCUUUUGUAAUCCCAGGACUGUCCCUGGAAAAUAGGGACACCUGGAGAGUAUUCUAAUUUAUUGAGUUAGGGAGCAGGCAGCAGUUUAGGGCUAGAAGAACCAUAGGCCUCACUCUACCAUGUUAUAAGCAACUUUGGGUCUUCAAUGUGUCUAAUCACGACAAUAUUUUAUACAUCAAAAUAAUAUUUUAUACAUCAAGAUGAUUACGGAACAGAAAAUGGGGUGGUUGUAAUCCCCAAAGCCCUAGUGAAAUGUACAAAGUUUCAUCAGGUUUCUGAAGCCCAGAAAGAAGCUAGCAAGGCAUGUUUCAACAGAGCAAGUUUUCUACCGGUGGUGCCACCCCAGUGAAAGCCCUGCUCCUUGUAGGUGUCAGUUUUGCUUUAGUCACAAACCACACUUGGUACAGAGCUUUAUUAGAUGACUUAAAUUCAGCAGGUUCAUAUCAGAGGAAGUAUUCCCUAAGGUGUCCUAGUCCCCAAAUUAUGUAGGAAUUUUUUAACACAAGCAACAUCUUGAAUUUAGCCUUCAGAGCGAUGGGCGGGGAAUGAAGUAGUUCUCUCAGCUAGGCCACUCUUGACAGAGGCAAGGCUUUCUCAUGUAAAUGCAUGAGCAUGCUUCAUAGCGCUAUGAUGAAUCAACAUUAAGCAUUAUUUUGCAACAGGGAGUGACUGACAGCCAAUGUGGUUCCUGGUGCAUUAGGGUCACUAUCUAGCCAUUCUUGUAAUUACUGGCUAUUGUAGCCAGGCAACCAUCUCAACAAACAUUGCUCAAUAUGCUUCUUUGCCCCGUUAUUCUAGCUGGCUCUGAAGCCUCAGGCAUGCCCCAAUCGCAAAUUUUGUCAAUUAUUUCCUUGCAGACAAAGAGAAAGAGUCCAUGGCCUGACGUUAGCCUUUGAUAUUUGUGUGCCUGUUUACACGUCGUCGACUGGCCUUGGCGUGAGUAAAGGGUAAAGGCUAUGGCUCUUGUAACCUGGAGCUGCCCUUUCAGGGGGAAAAGAGGAAGGGCAGCUGUGACCAUCUGGUGCCACCCUGAAAGGAGCAAAGCCAUACAGUCAGACGGAGGAACUGACCAUUGGACUGGGCAGCCCUCAAAGAGGAGACACCUUCAAACCGAGGGCUAACCUCUGUAAAGGAGGAUGCAUUGGCACCCUAAAAGCAUGUGAUAUUCUUCUGACCUGUGGGCUCUCCCCUGUGUAUAGUUAGGCUUCCUAGAUGUGAGUAUAAAUAUAUCGAGGAAAAUAGAGAGUUUUUAAAAUGACUCAAAGAUGCUUGCGGUUAAAACAUGAAAAUGAACGUGCUGUGAAAUGUUGCCAGAAAAAUCUGAAUGUAAUCAAUUCUCACUGAGAUGGUAAACCUCUUGGCACCUCUCUCGUAAUUUAGCAAUCACCAAGAGUGAGCGGUUGGGAAAGAGAUCAGGGAAGUGGGAAGGGCCCACCCAUUUACAUACACAUUUCUUGUUAGCUAGCUAUUUCUCAGAAACAGUAAUAGAUACUGGGUAAAGGUGAACUCAGUAAAGUUUCCCUAAUGAGAUAUUGUAGCUGGAUUUUGCUCCAAAAUGGCCAAAAUUCAGGGUUUGACCGAAAGUUUCAGGGUUGUUGUUUUCUGCUUCUUUGGGGUUCUCAAGGAAAAGUAGAUAAAUCUCAGGGUAAGAGGUAAAGGUAAAGGGACCCCUGACCAUUAGGUUCAGUCGUGGCCGACUCUGGGGUUGCGGCGCUCAUCUCGCUUUAUUGGCCGAGGGAGCCGGCAUGCAGCUUCCGAGUCAUGUGGCCAGCAUGACUAAGCCGCUUCUGGCGAACCAGAGCAGCGCACGGAAACGCCAUUUACCUUCCCGCCAGAGUGAUACCUAUUUAUCUACUUGCACUUUGACGUGCUUUCGAACUGUUAGGUUGGCAGGAGCAGGGACCGAGCAACGGGAGCUCACCCCAUCGCGGGGAUUCAAAUCGCCGACCUUCUGAUCGGCAAGUCCUAGGCUCUGUGGUUUAACCCACAGCGCCACCCGCGUCCCACAGGGUAAGAAGGUGGGUGCAAAAAGGCAAAUUGUUUUCUGCCUUCUCUUCCAAUGCUUAAAAAAAUGAACCACUUCCUUUUUACAACAGGUUUUAUUUUUAUUUUUUGGUGUUGGUAUUUAUUUUGCUCUUUUUCCGUAGAAGAGCAACAGCGAGGAGAACACUACUAAAACUGGCAUAGGCAAUGUAUCUGGGCACAUAUGAGGUAUAGAGAGGGAAUGACUCUGCACUGGAGAUAAGACAGAAGAUGCUUGAAAUCUGUAUUUUUUUAAAAGAUAAAGAAAUCAUGAAGUGCCUCCAGGUUCCACCCACCGUGCUGCAAAGUAAGGUUCCACAUGCAUGGGAGGCAGGCAGAAUAUUAGUGCAGAUUUUGUUUGGUUUAUUUUCUUAAAUGAAAGAAAACAUUUAUUUAAGGCAAGUUCUGUUCGUGGUUAGGACUACUAUGCACCAUUUGCUGCUCCACCUUGGGCAGCAAAAUCUCUCUUGGGCUGGCCUUGAUACUUGGCAAACCCUAUUCAUGCUCAGUACCUAUUACUCCAGGCAUUUCUGGCUGGGGGAAAUGUUCCUCAAGAGAUCUUUGCUUUGUUAUGGUGUGUCUGCUUUGUGUUGAACUUUUCUCAGCCUUCUCCUGCAGAGUGGGGCUUGUCUGGUUUAACUGAGUUGUGUAGACCUCAGAGUGUGCAGCAGGUUUUUCAUUCCUUCUUCUGAUUCAGUUAGGUAAAAUCUUUCAAAAAGCCCAGGGCACUCAGCUGCUUAGGAUCUGAUUUAGGAUGUUUGUUUGAUUUGUAUUUAGUAUAUUUGUUGGUGGAACAGUUCCACAGAGUGCUCCAUAUUUGGGGAUAUCUGGUGGUUAUGCUUAUGCGCGCGAUGUCAUUUUGUGUUUUUGCGCAUGUGCGAGCACCUAAACCUGGAAGUAACCCGUUCCGGUACUUCCGGGUUCGGCACGGUCCGCUACCCGAAAAUGUGCAACCCGCAGCGUUCGUAACCUGAGGUAUGACUGUACUCUAUAUCCUCCACUGAGGCAUAAAGCACAGGAUCCAACAAAACGAAUCUCUAAAUGCAUGAGAGCAGAGUUCUCAUAAUAUUACAUUGGUGAAUACUUUCCUUACUUUUGUACUAUGCUUGGCUACGUACAAACUUGUAACUGAAAUAAUUUUUUGUGGUUUUAUUUGUUGUUUGUAAUGUUUAAUGAACUAACAAAAAUUGUGUAAAAGAAGGAGAAAGAAAUGUGUUCAGAUGCUACUGACACACAUAAAUAACUAUGCAUUUAUAUUUACAUAUUUCUUAGGGUCAGUCACCUGAAAAAGUUAAUUACAACUUUAGAACCACUCCAUUUAACCGAUAACAGUAUCCAUUAAUUAUGCUGCUAAUUAAUUUUAUGGAGCAACAUAUAUUUUAGAAGGACAUUUUCUGUGGAAACAUAUAGCAGCAGAAAAUGUUCUGGGAAAUUUCUGCCCCGCCUUACUUGAUGGGAUGGAUUUAAUUACAUCUGUCCACCGGUCUUAUAAUUCUCAUGUUCAGUCACCAACCAUUUCUCAAAUGUCGUUCGGAAUAUGGUUUAAAUUCAUCCGAAAUGUUAAAUCUGCAACGCGUUUCCAGCAUUUUGUGUUGCGUUCGGUGCCAAAUUCACAGCUCAGAAAAUCCUUCCAAAGAUUUCCAUGUUUACUGUUUCAAAAUUAAAAUGCUCCCGAAACAGAAACGAUUACCGCUGAAAAACAAACUACCGUAUUUUUCGCUCUAUAACACGCACCCGACCAUAACACGCACGUAGUUUUUAGAGGAGGAAAAUCCAUAGGCAUGCCACCCAUAGGCAUUCCCUCCAUAACACGCACAGACAUUUCCCCUUACUUUCUAGGAGGAAAAAAGUGAGUGUUAUGGUGCAAAAAAUACGGUAAUUAUACGUUGAAGAAUACAAACGGAGAACUAGGCAUAGGAAUAAUUGUUAUGUUAAGUAUCACAAAAAAGACAGUCAGGUAGACCAACAAGAAACCACUAGCGGGGGAGGGCCCUUGUUUUUUGGGUCCUGACUGUGGGUUUCCCACAGGAAUCUGGUUGGCUUCUGUGAGAACAGGAUGCUGGACUAGAUCUGGUCUGAUCCAGCAAGCUCUUCUUAUGUUCUUAUCUUUUACAGCUGGUUGAAUAAGAUGUAUUUGCAAUAUGAGAGACAAACAGAUAUCACUUAGUUAGAUUUAUCAGGUAUGGCAAUCCUCCUAGAUGAGAGAAGGAUUUUAUGGACGAGUUUUUCCUCACUGCUCUCCAAGCCACAGCCUCAAGUAACAAGCAGCUAUUGUUGCAUAGCUUUCUGUUGUUGUUGGUGCAGCUGCGGCUGCUAACUAAUUAAAUUUAUAUACAGUCAUACCUUGGAAGUCGAACGGAAUCUGUUCUGGAAGUCCGUUUGACUUCCAAAACGUUCGGAAACCAAAGUGCAGCUUCCUGCAGCCAAUCAAAAGCUGCGUAAGCCCCAUUGGACGUUCGGCUUCCAAAAACAGUUCACAAACCGGAACAGUCACUUCCGGGUUUGUGGCAUUCGGGAGCCAAAACGAUAGAAAACUAAGCUGUUUGAAAACCAAAGUACAACUCUACUGCCUUCAUCCAAAGAUCUCAGGUUGGUUCACAAGAUCAAAUUUUUCCAGUGUGCUUUCAGUUUUCCAGUAUUAAACCAGCACGGAGUGUACUGCACUAACCAAAGAAAUAGUUCCAUCGUUAUGGGACUGAAAAAGACAAGAUCUGAUGACACUAAGGCCAUAAUACAGAACUCCCUUACAUGGGCGUAGCCAGGAUUUCGGGGGGUGGGGGUGGGGAGGGCAGAACCGAGCUAUCUGUAAUGUGAUUGGUCAGUUAGUUAAGUAUUUUUAUUUAUUUACUUGAUUUAGGGGGGCAGCUGCCCCCCCCACCUAUGCUCAUCUUCCCUUAUGUGAAAUAGUGUAGCAGGAGUUGCAGCCCCUCCAAAGGCUUAUAGAGAGUAAAUAUAUAUAUAUAUACACAUUAAUUCCAAAUUAUAAAGUAUUACAUGCAAAUCUCCUUCUGGGUUGCAUUGCAGGGGACCUUCCAACUCCCCAGUUCUAUGGUUCUAUGUAUGCAUAUAUGUUAACCUCUGUAAGCUGCUAAAGGGGUUGCAAUACCUCCUGGCACACUAUUUCACAUAUAGUGGAUCUAUUUUAUCACCUCUGUGAUCUAGGACCUCAAAAGUGGCUUCUUUGAUCUUAGCUAAGAUUGCUCUAAUGGAGCGGUGCCAAACUUUAGUACAGAAUUCAAAUUUGUGAAAUUUUCAAAUUCGUAAACAGAAUCAAGUUUCGUGUCCCACUGAGAUUUGAGGCUGGUGGUGUUCUUGAUAAGUAGUCAGACUGGCCACCUGAUGCUGUGGAAAGGAAUUUAAUGCAGAUGUUUCCCUUGGGUGGCAAUGAACUCUGUGACCCUUUGAACACCGUUUUCACAGUCAUUGCUCAAUAGCGGCGCUCGCCCAAAGCAGCACAUUAUGGUGUAAGGAUUUUAGCAAGGAGUUUAUGUUUUUUGUGGACACAGGGUACAUCUCCUGCCCUCAUUAUCAGAUAGUCUUAAGUGUCGGCCUUGGAUUGCUUAUCUAAAAGUGUUUUGUACACAAGGCUUAAAGGUCUUCUGUGCCUCUGCUCAUGGUUGGUGUGGAACAGCAGGUGGAACCGAGGCAUCUGUAUUGCAAAUGUCUAUUUUGUACAAUGCAGGUUUUAUUCCUGUUGGGUGCAGUCUGCAUGCAUGGAAGACCCUUGAGCAGUAAUAAGACACCUUUCCUGGGCACCCCUCCUUCAGUUAGUCCUCCCUCAGUGAGUCUACCUCUUCACCACCAUUGUCACCAACUACUGCAGCUCCUUUUCCUCAUGAUUGCUACUACCCACUUGCUUAAAGGUAAAGCGACCCCUGACCAUUAGGUCCAGUUCUGACCAACUCUGGGGUUGCGGUGCUUAUCUCGCUUUAUUGGCCGAGGGAGCCGGCAUACAGCUUCCAGGUCAUGUGGCCAGCAGGACUAAGCUGCUUCUGGCGAACCAGAGCAGAGCACAGAAACGCCGUUUACCUUCCCGCCGAAGUGGUACCUAUUUAUCUACUUGCAUUUUGACGUGCUUUCAAACUGCUAGGUUGGCAGGAGUAGGGACCGAACAACGGGAGCUCACCCCGUCGCGGGGAUUCAAACCGGCGACCUUCUGAUUGGCAAGUCCUAGGCUCUGUGGUUUAAGCCACAGCGCCACCCACUUGCUUGCUGGUGAGCAAACUGGCUUUGGCAAUGGCGUCUACUGCUCCUUGUUGUUGUUGUUGGAGAUGUUGGGAUGCAACUCAGCUGGUACCGAAGACUUGUGGGUCUGCACUGGAUAAAGUAGCAUAAGAGAGGAACUUCCCUAGACUGUCCUUUAACCUGUGCUGACCUUGCUUCAGGUGCUAGGCUGAUACUUUCAGAGUUGCAUAUUUCCUUCUUCCUCCUAGCCUUGGGAGAAGAUACAUCUGUGUGUGUGUCUUCUGCUGAUACCAAAGGGCAGGCAUGGCUCAUUGUUAGAAUUAGGAACUUUCCUAUCAAAUAUGUCUUUCCUUUAAUAAAGUUAGCUUUUUUAUUUUCCUGAACGCAGAGUCUCAGUUAUGGCCAAGGGCUAGGUGUGAUUAUCCAGCAACCAUUCAGUACUCAGUUCAAAUCCCUUUUUUAGGUCUAUUUUUAUUGAUACUUAUCAAAAUAUAUACAAAAGUUUACACCCAAUACAGAGUAUUUUUUUAUACUACACUUUUAAAAUCUAAUCUAAAAAAAGAGCAAAAGAGAAGAGAAGGGGAAAAGAAAAGAAAAAAGAGAAAAAAAUGGGAAAAGAUAAAAACACUCCCAGUUCUCUGUCAGCUAAAUAUAGUACCACUCAUUAACAUCCAACCAUUCUAUUUUCUAUAAGCCAAUAUUUUUCCCCUCUUCAAAUCCCUUUCACGCAAAAAGUCCAUAAGAAGAUUCCAAUCCUUUAAAAAAUGGCAAUAAUUGUUUUUCUCUAAUUAGACACAUUAACUUUGCCAUCUCAGCUGAGUCUAACAAUUUUAUCAGCCAUUCCUCCAUAGUAUGUAGUAGGACUAUAUCUUUCCACCUUUGUGCACAUAACAAUUUCACCGCAAUUCAGACUCCAAGCUUACAUGUUAAGCUGCGCAUAAGUUCUAAGACUUCUCACCACCAACAUUGCCUGACCCUGAGCAAGCGGUGCGUGAACAAGAAGGCUGCAGUGAUGAAGGGGAGGAAUGGGUCCUGGAGGGGUCUUAUAAAUGGCCCCCCUCCUUUGGUGCUGGCCCUGUUUUGAGUUGUAGCACAGGGGGGGGUGAAACUCUGAAGCUGCUGCCUACCAGGGGGGAAGCGAAGCAGUAGUGGGGCCAUGGUUGCAUGGCUGUACUGAUUGAAGUGCCAGAUUAGCAGCUGCGCAGAUGUCAGUGCAACUUCUCAGCCUCAACUUUGCUGCCACCCUGCCCCAGCUCAGGUCCAGAUAAGUCAGAGUGACAUGGGUGUCAGGAUGGUGGUUCUGCAAUCUUAGGCUUUUAGGCAAGGCCUGCAAGCACACUCUUGUAACUAGCACUACAUGUUCAGUCCUUGUUAGCCUGGCUGCCCGAAGCCUUUGCUUCCUCAGAAACUUCUGGUCCUCCCUUCGAAUUGCAAUGGGAACCUUUUGGGAGAAUGUAAUAAGAGCCUGAUGGCUCUGGCCAGUUGAGUCAAGCAUCCUGUUCCCACAGUGGCCAACCAGAUGGGAAGCCCAGAAGAAGACAGCACUCUGCUCCUGCAGUUUCCAGCAACUGGUAUUCCUUUGACAGCAGAAGGUUCUUGUUCCUGCCUUCUCAGCUUUUGCCAGGGCUUACUGGUUCCCUAUCAGCUGGGUUCCUGGGCCCUGGCUCCUGCAGUCACCCAACUGCUCUAUCUCAGCUGGACCCAUAUAAACCUCCACUGGUACCUGGGACAUGAAGACACAAGGGUUGCCAGAUUCCACCCUAGAGAUAGUGCCCAUUCCUUUAAGAAUUCAUGGGGAACAGGUCUGGAUUCAGCCAUUGUACCUGACUGAUCUUCCACUAGUCACUUCUUCUUGAUCUGCUGCUUUCAGGGAAGCAGGAAUCCUGACUGCUACAUUAGGGAAGGUGAAAGAGGGUGAAGGGACUGAAGACUCAAUGAAUGCAUUCUCUUUCACUGCUUUGGACAUUUCACACAAUCAGGCAGGAUCUCUGUAUCCCAGUCUGUCAACCCUGCCAGGGAGAGUGGUAUUACCCAGCCUUGUAUAGGCAGAGGAGGCCCUCCUGGUACUUUCACCACCUUCAGAAGUUGGCUUGGAGGGAUGGCAGCCAGGACAGCGCAUUAUUUAUGGCAGCCACUAAGCUGUGGAAAUCCCUCCCCACAGAGGAAAAAUCAGGCACGUUCAUUGUGUAGGUUUAGUCAUAUGCUGAUGACACACCUCUACCUUGACUCUUGAUACUUGAUAUAUAUGUUUUUAGGACGCACCCUGUUCUUUCGAUUGUAUAUUAUUUAAACUAUUUUAAUACUAUAUGUUUACAUUGAUGUAACCCACCCUGGAAUGGGGAGGGUGGGUAGGAAAUCUCAUAAAUAAUAGUAAUCCCUACUGGUUCAACUGGGGGUGUCAGAGGUUGUACCAGGACCAUAUAUAGGCAAAGUACAUACAACUGAGACGCAGCUCUUGCCAAUGUAACCAAGUAUGAGGACACCUGGUACUUUCGCAGGGUUGCACUUUAAUAUAUCAUUGUUUUCCCUGAAGUCAGCGAUCCACAGAGACAGAUUUGGCUUCUCUCCUUCCAACGUUAGUUCUUAGCAGUUAUCACUAAUGUUGUUUCUUAAUAAAUGUUCAUCUGGUUUACAAGUUGUUCUGCGUAAACUGGUGGAAAGCAUGAUUAAAGGUUAUUUAUCAAGGACGAAUCUUGCAAUAGAAAAAUCAACAAAGCUUCUGGAAAGCCUGACUGACCUUUUACAAUUCUCUGAAAGUGUCAUUAACCACAUGGACAACAGUGAUCCUGUAGAAAUUGUCUCCUUGGACUUUCAAAAAGCUUCGGCUAAAAUUCCUCAGCAAAGACUCCUGAGUAAACUUAGCAGCCAUGGGAUAAGAGGACAGGUCCUCUUGUGGAUCGGUAACAGAUUAAAGAACAGGAAGCAGAAAGUUGGAAUAAAUGCCCAUUCUCACAAUGGAGAGAUAUAAAAAGUGAGGCCCCAUGGGACCCGUGUUUUCUAAUUUGCUCAUAAAUUAUCUGGAUUUAAUAAUGUGCAGUGAAGUGCCUAACUUUACUGAUGACACCAAAUUAUUUAGAGUGGUAAAAACAAAACCAAAAAGGAUUGUGGAAGAGUAGCUCAAAAUAUCUUUUUUGUGGAUGAGUGGGCAUUAAAAUUGCAGUUGUGGUUCAGUGUAAAGAAAUGUAUACAGAUGCAUGUUGGAGCAAAAAAUCUUAACUCCACAUGUUCACCAAUGGUAUCUGAGUUGGUGGUAAGGAUAUCCCAGGACAUACGAAGCUAGUGUAAUGUGAAGAGAGGCCACCACAAUAAGAGACGCAUGUGCAGCUGCCUCCCAUGCUGCAUCAGUUUCCAGGCUGCCACAUUUCAGAUUGCAGGUGAGGAACUGAAUGUUUCAAAAGUUCCCCAUUUCGGUUUUAUUUUAUUUUUAAUCCCUCAUAACAAAAGCUGUUGCUCACGCAAGAAGGUGGGCGAGAAUGCUCUCCCUGACACACUAGUUUUAUAUGUCUGGAGAGUUGUUUUGUUUUGUUUUAAUGUGUGGGAGCGCUCAAAUAGUCAACCUCUCACUUGCAAUCUGAAGUACAGUCAACAGCAAAGGAUUUGUCAUGUCAAGCUGCAGAUUGCAUGGCUUGGCUCAAUACAAAAGAGGUUUAUAGGUGACAGACUCGGCAAGAAUACCCGCAUUUGGGCGACAUGUACCAUCAUGAGGGCAAUCCCACAGAGGCUUGUUUCAGGUGAUCCAUCGCAGCUCCCUUUGUACAGAGAGGAACAUGUCAUCCCCAAACACGAAUGCAGCAGCCUGUGACUCACGCAAUUACAGCUUCAACUAACUUUGCUUGCUUUGCAUGUAAGGGCAGUCAUUACCUCCUUUUGUCUCAUUCACCUUACUCACCUCUUUACUUUGGAGAGCAACAAGAGCAACUGCAGUGUGGGUGCCACAAAGUCAUUUUGGCAAGCUUUGGAUAACUCCUUAGGAAUCCGCCUGCAAAAAGAGCAAGCAGACUAGAAUGGUUGUCUGUGCAAUGUGUGCAUGGGACGGGGGGAAGUGCUCUAAGUGGGUUUGUUUGCCCCCUUGCUUCAUUUUUGCAUAGAACAGUGGGCCUUAGUAGCUCCAGGAGGCAUCCUUGAGGAAGGCACAGCUUUGUGCAGCUGCCUGGGAGAAAGGGACUGGCCCAAAUUGCCUAGAACUUGCCUUCUUUGCCACUAUGCUGUGCAACCAAAAUGUGCUCUUGUCACCCUCCCCAAAAGUGGGGAAGACUAUUCCUAAUCUUCUCUCGCUCCACAACUCUGUUCCAGCUCCUCUUCGCAAAAAGGCGAGGGACACACCUAUCUUUCAUUGCAUUCCUCCCUCCACCUUCCUGGCCACAGAUAAAGCUUUCUGCACAAAUAGUCAAAUUCUUGCCAAUUAUUCAAAGUUCAUUGAGAUCUACAUAUGACCUCAGGAAACACUUAUUUCCAAAUACACACACGCACACACACAUAGAAAUCCCAUUGAUACCAAUGGGAAUCAAACCCCCCCCCCCCUGUGUCUAAUUGGUGCAUGGGAAUGGGGCAAUAUUUUUUUUAGUUUAAACUGCCUCUCCUCAUGUGCUGCAGUCACAAUAAACCACCCACUCCUGCAAAUACCUAAUAUUUAAUUUUAAAAAAAACAACAGCCAUGGUUACUAAUCACACUAUUAAAGUAACAUCUGUUUAUCAUCAAGUGGAUAAGUGCUUUGAUUUGUGAGAUCUCUGACUCCAGGCAGAGGGUACGCCUGUAAGGUUUGGGAUAAGGGUACAUUUAGGGUGCUUUGUGGAGGCCCAAGAUUGACAUGGGGGAAAUUCACAGCUGCCAAAACAGGUAAACAGGUUUGGACUAGAACAUGACAAUGUUUAAUUUAGUCUCAUCUGAAGAUGAUUCACCUACAGUAGAAGAGAUGCAUUUUCUCAAUCUAGCUUCUGCCAAACAUAACACAGUCAUCAUCUCUUUUGCAAAUUUUAUAUUUAGCAAUUGGUAAUUGACUUAAAUAGUUUUCUCCUACAGGAAAUUUCUGUGGAAUUUCUAAAGGCACCAUUCCAUUUGUUUGUUUGUUUUAAUAUAGUCACUCAUCCUUUGAAAUUAUAGGCGUGCUUCAAUAUUUCUUCAUGUUUGUUUGCUCUAUUAUUCUGUAGUAGAGCCUCAUGUGAUUCUGUAGUAGAGCCUCAUGUGAUGUACAGAUACUGUAUUAAUAAUUUGAGUGUUUGAUGUGUGUAUGUGUGUGGAGUCCAAACUCCCAACACUCUUAGAUGCCUGCCCGUAAUGUACAGUUGUGGCUGUCCCAUCCAGAUACUUUGAGCAUAAGAAAAUCCUUAUUUUUUUGGAAGCAAUUUCCUAUAUAAAAAGGGGUGGUUCAAGUACGAUGACAAAGACUUACUGGUCCUUCAGAUAACCUUAUUUAAUGAGUUUGCAAACACCUAGCUAAUCAGCAGCACAUAGGUGCUUGCUGAAGUUCCAGCAAGUGGUUAGUUCUAGAUCAACACCCAAGACUAAUCCAUGGCAAGUAUUUAGGAUAUUCUCCCUCAUUUUAUUCUUGUUGGCGGUCUUGGGCCCAAUCAGCAUGUAUUCAGGAUGUUCUGAACUAGCCACAUUGCUGUUCUAUUGGGAGAGAGACAGAGGGAAGCUACAGAAGGAGCAAUCAGGUUGUGUUGUUUUAGUUUAAAGAAGGAGAAGGAUGAGAUGGUUUGGUUUCUGUGCUGAUAAAAAAAAGGCUUCCUUUAUUGCAGCACAGCACUCCCCCAGACCCAUUAGUCUUUUUCUCCAUAACCUCUGUUUCCCCAAUCUCUCCCUCUCUGCUUAAACUCUGUGUCUGUGUAAUUGCUCUGCCAAUUGUGACUUCCAGCUACCACUACCUCUACCUGCAGUUGGCUGCCCUGCCUUCCACCCCACCAGCCCCAGUGGUCAGAAUCCUGCUCCUACUGCAGGGGUGGCUAACCCCCAGUCUGGGGGCCUGAUUCAGCCCCUCAAAGCAAUUUUUCUGCCCUCCUCCCCUGUCUUACCAAUUUACCCUAUGCUAAGAGAAACAACGAGGGACGCGGGUGGCGCUGUAGGUUAAACCACAGAGCCUACGACUUGCCGAUCAGAAGGUCGGCAGUUCGAAUCCCCGCAACGGGGUGAGCUCCCGUUGCUCAGUGCCUUCUCCUGCCAACCUAACAGUUCGAAAGCACGUCAAAGUGCAAGUAAAUAAAUAGGUACCACUCUGGCGGGAAGGUAAAUGGCGUUUCCGUGCGCUGCUCUGGUUCGCCAGAAGCGGCUUAGUCAUGCUGGCCACAUGACCCGGAAGCUGUACACCGGCUCCCUCGGCCAAUAAAGCGAGAUGAGCGCCACAACCCCAGAGUCGGCCAUGACUGGACCUAAUGGUCAGGGGUCCUUUUACCUUUACCUUUAAGAGAAACAACAAAAAAUUAAAGAGGCACAGCUCAGGAAUGGGCAGAGAUGUUUAACAACCCAGCACCCUGAUAGAGAUGCAAAUCGCCCACCCCCUAUUCAUAUAUCCUUUGAUGAGUGGGAAAGGGGAUGAUAACACAGAUCACCUGAGGAGGAGGCGUGUACCGGAACAUGCUUGUGUGCAAGAAGGUGGGGUGUUCACACACACUUUUUGCCACACUCAUUGCUGUUUUUUGAGGAAAAGAGGUGCUAGGACUCACCAUGAAUGCCUCCCUUGUUCUCUUAUAUUGGCAAUGGUGCCCACCUGAGAGGUGCUGGAACUGAAUUUAGGAGAAUUCUAGCUGGAAAAAAGCCCUGGCUACAUCAAUUUAUGGUAGGCAGUCCCCAGAGUGUAGGCCAAGGAUCAAUGCAGCCUUUAGUUGCAUCUCUCUUAAGUCUUCAGGGCAAGAGCUCAUUCUCUGGACCGCUAGUCAAGAUCCUUCUUGACUGGAACUGCCAAGGUUUGAACAUGGGAUCUUUGUACAUUUUAAUCCCGCCCUGUCCCCCAAGGAGAACAGAGUGACUUUCAUGGCUCUCGUCCAGCCCUGUUUUAUUUUCUCAACAAUCCUGUGAAAUGGAUUAAGCCAAGAGACAGUGGCUGGGCAAAGCUUCCUAGCUGAGUGUAGAUUUGAAAUUGGGUUUGAAUCUGUAAUCGCUUCACCACACCAGUUCUUAUGUGUACAAGGUGUGCUCUCUGACACACAGCUGUGGACUCCCCAUGCAGCUUCUUUCCUUCUGGUGGAAGAUCCCAUCAAAAUAUUGAGAAGCAAGAAAACAUGUCUCCACCAAGUCAGGAGUAACUACUUCAGCAUUCGCAGACAGUGUUGUGUGUGCCAGAUGAUGGUGUUUUAGGGACAGGAUAACAGCUAUGUAGAUAAGUCAAGAGAUUGACUAGCCGGGGUUAUUACUUUGUCAUCACUGUAACUUACCAGUUUAAUGGCCCUGCAUGUUUUCGGGACAUGCAUUAUUCAAUUUAGAUACUCCAGACUUUAAUAGCUCAGCAGGCUUGGCUUGCAUCUGCUGUACACUUGAGAAGCAGGAAAGGCUGGAAGUUCAAAGUAAGCAAGCCAAGCCUCACCCACUGUAUUCCGGGCAGGUCACCAAAUCAACAAGGAGUGCGAUGCAAUUUGGCAGGCUCUAAGGACCUGAGAUGAUUGCUUAGCAAUCUCAGAUUCCUAAUUAAAAUGGGGGGGGGAUGAGGGGGCUUGUUCUACAUUCCUCCUCUAGUGUGGUUUCAUUCCACAUCAUUAGCUUCCAUAUAGGUUGUGGAUUCUGCUAAUGUCUUAACUCAUGUGUCAGCUAUGUUCAGAAGCACUCUACUUUGGAAUACCAGUUAACAGGGAAUGUUGGAAUGGAGAUAUUUAUAUCCACUGUACCUGUCCCCAGGUGCAGGGAAAGAAAAAGAAAUCUAGAUAGAACCCUACAGCGCACUAUAAAGGUAAAGGGACCCCUGACCAUUAGGUCCAGUCGUGACCGGCUCUGGGGUUGCGGCACUCAUCUCGCUUUAUUGGCCGAGGGAGCCGGCGUACAGCUUCCGGGUCAUGGCGAACCAGAGCAGCGCACGGAAACGCCGUUUACCUUCCCGCCAGAGUGGUACCUAUUUAUCUACUUGCACUUUGACGUGCUUUCGAAUUGCUAGGUUGACAGGAGCAGGGACCGAGCAAUGGGAGCUCACCCCAUUGCGGGGAUUCGAACCGCCAACCUUCUGUUCGGCAAGCCCUCGGCUCUGUGGUUUAACCCACAGCGCCACCCGCGUCCCUUUGAGCAUAACAUACAACAAUACAAACAACCAAAUAAAUAACUUCCUUUAUCCUGUAUCUGGCCUCCUUAUUUACUUAUUAGAAACUGUUUCCUUUAUGAAUAAUUAUUACGAUUUUUCUAAUUAUAACUUAAAUAUCCACAAAGUCUCCUGCAGACAUUAAUUGAAACAAGUCCAGGUAUGUAUUUUAGGGCACUGUUUUGUGAAGUAUUCUCUGCAUUUUCCCCAUGCUUUUUGAAACUCUUGUCUAGUGUGACCUCUAAUUGCCUCUGUUAAUCUAGCCAGUUCAAUAUACUCUAAGAGUUUAUCUUGCCAUUCCUUUUUUGUUGGCACAGUUUCUUUUUUCCAGUUUUUAGCAAUUAGGAUCCUUGCCGCUUCUGUGGCAUAGAGGAAUAUUUUCUGAUCUUCUCUUGCUAUACCUGUGUCCGUUAUCCCUAGUAGAAAGGCUUCUGUAUUUUUCAUAAAGUUAUACUUAAACCUUUUUUUUAAGCUCAUCAUGCACUGUGCUCCAGAAGCUUUCGAUUUUUUCACAGGUCCACCAAACAUGUAUAAAUGUCCCCUCUGUUUUACCACACCUCCAGCACAGAUUUGUUUUUGUCUUAUACUUUUUAGCUACUUUGGUAGGUGUUAAGUACCAUCUAUAAAACAUCUCGAUUAGGUUUUCCCUCAAUACUUCACAGGCUGUAAAUUUCCAGUUCUUUCUCCAUAGUUCUUCCCAUGCUGUUAAGUUAAUGGUUUUCCCAAUAUCUAAAGCCCACUUGAUCAUUAUCUCCUUGACCUGUUCGUCUUUGACCUCCCACUCCAAUAAUGUAUCAUACAUUUUUGAUAUUACCUUGGUUUUCUUUUGUAAUAACACUUUUUCUAAUAAUGAAGGUUUGUUUGAGAAACAUCUGUCCUGAACAUUUCAUGCAAUUGAUGGUAUUGGAUCUGACCCGUAAGGUGUUGUUUAAUUUCCUCAUAAUCUUUAAUUACCAAUUUAUUGUCUUUCCCCCUGAUCAGAUCUAUAUAUGUGGCCCAUUCUAAUUCCAUAUUUUUCUUUUUUAUUGUAAUUGCUUCUAGAGGUGAUGCCCACCAUGGUGUUUUCGGUUCUAGAAGAUCCUUAUAGUUUGUCCUUGUUUUAUAUAAUGAUUUCCUUAUGACAUGAUUCGUAAAUCCCCCUAAUGAGAUACCUUUUAUUUUAAUAUCACUUCUUAUGGCAUUCAUCAAUAAUUCCAAUAAUUUCCUUUUCAUGCUCUGCUUUUGUGCUUUCCAAGGACGUCUGCUAGGCCACUGUUGGAGACAGUGAUAGAGCAUAAGCAGUGUUUACAUUAACACCCAGUAGUAAUUGUUUUUAGUUGUUGGAAUUCUAGAUACUGUAAAUAAAUAGUAACAGGAUGUGGUCUUCAUAUGCAUGAUCCAUAAGACACAUAUUAACUCUUUUGUGCACCUUUGCAGUUAUUACUAAUGUUGUCAACCAAUCAAAUAAUAUUUGGUUGAUUUAAAAUUAAUAAAUGAUUCAUCAGUUACGUUUAAUUUUUUUUAAGCAUGCAUAUUGCCACUAUUUCAGUGUAGGAGCCUUUUGAGACAUUGAACGAAAUGUAAAAUAACUAGCAAUUUAAUUAAUAAAAUCUCACUAUUAGAAGGGUCAUCUUUACAUUUUUAAUUCUCAUUCCCUUUUACAGUAACACAAGAGGGGCCUCAAAAGAAGUGGAGGGCGUGACGCGACAAGAGAUAUGUUCCUAAAACCUGCAGAUCCAUCAAUUAAAAUUUCCCUCGUCAAUUGAAAUUGGCUCCCACUGAUCAAGCAGCUAAGCCUUGGGUUGAUUAAUCUCUUGAUUAAAUGAAUUGCAGCUUACAGCCCUAGUUAUGACUGCACUUGAAAGGAUAACUAUCACUUACAGGAAAGCAUCAUUAUGCUUAUGCAGAGAGAGUAUUCAAAUUCAAAAACAUCACCUAGGAAAUUCUUAGCACUAUAAGGCGGGCAGUUCUGUACUUGCAUUACUGUAGAUGAGUAGCUGUCUAAGGCCACUCAGUUUUUUUUCAAGAUUUAGAACAUAAGACCAAGUGGUCCAUCUGGUUGGGCGUCCUGUUCUCACAUUUGACCAACCAGAUGCAUGUGGGAAGCCUCAAAGCAGGACCUAAGAGAAUGACCGGGGUGAGAUUUCUGCUAGGGAAAUUCAUGAGUCUUAACCACACUCUGAUCCUACUGCAUUGCAGAAGCCCCAGCUAAGCUUUUGGAAUCUGGUCCAUCUGUUGAUGUUAAGGAACCCUCUGAGGCUCUCUGAUAUGACAUGUUUGCAAAACACUUUGAAGGAAAAAAAAUCACUCAUACCCGCUAUUCUACGGAAAUAGAUCAGUCUAUGGAAAUGUCCAUAAUUCUGUCUGGUCCUGAGCUGUUAGGUGAAUUGUUGAGGCCUGAUGAGUUCUAUGUUAUAAGUCAAGCACUGCUGGGAAUUGUUUCUUUUUGUUUUUCAAUGUAUUUCCUAUCAGUAAAAAAUUUUUCUCUGGCACGAGCAAAUUUUUAAUCUGAAAGUGUGGCCCAGAUAAAAAGUUUGAGAACCACUGUCCUGCACUAAGGACUUCAAUCUAGGUUCUCCUAUGGGUGCCCCUGCCAUCUGAGUAGAGAUGGAUGGCUCUUAGAUGGGCUACUGAGUUUUGGUGGCCCAGUUAUGGAAAGAUAUGCCCAGAAAAACUUGCUUGGCAUCUUCCUUCUUGUCUCUUUUGUGUCUAGCAAAUGCCUUUUUAUUUUACCAUCAGAUUUUAAUAUUGAGUAUUGUUUUGUGCCGCCUUUAUAAGUUUUAUAAGCCUACUAUAUCCCUUUGUGUCUACAGUUCAGUUCUUUCAUUCAUUCUUGUAAACUGUCCUGGGAAUUUUAUUGGAGGAUGCUAUUAAAAAUACUUUAAAUAAAAAUAAACGAUAAAUAUAUUAAAUCCUUUUCCUGGAAAUGAUCGUUAAAUCCAAUUCCUGGAAAAGGCACUUUGUAAAUCCAAGGUGUGCUGCAAACUUCUUUCCCAGCCUUCCGACCUGAAAGGCUAUAGGUAGAAAUACCUGUGAUUUCAUCUGGCGCCAUCUAUAUGUGCAGGAUGUGCUCUGCUGCCAGAUGAUGAGCCCUGCCUUGCUGCGCAUCCUGAUAUGAAUCAAUCUGAUGCUUCAGCCUUAGCCAUUAAGGGCAGGUGAUUCUUUCUACAGGAAGCAGCUAAGCAAAUGAGCUCAGAUUGAGUGACUUGUGUGGGAUAACAAACCUGGUUAAUCUGUUUCUUAUCCUGCCAACAAAUUCUUCUCCAGCUUCCCUUGACGUGUCAUCCAUAACUUUAUCAACCCUAUCAGGUAUCAUUUGCCUUGCUUUUGUGUUACCUAAGAGAAGCAGCGUGCUCUCACUCCAGACUGGGAUUGAGGAAGAAAGACAAGUGGGGUGUAAUAUCCAAAAGUGACUCCACAGAGUCACCACGGCUCAUCCGUCUGUUAGCAGGCCCCCCAAACACCGCAGAUGUUGUCUCUGCAUGCAGGGAGAAGUUCAUCAAAAGACAGCAAUUGCACAAUUUAGAGUUCAUUUGCCUAAUGCUCCCUUUUAAAAUAACCCUUUAGGGGCUGUGCCAAAAUUACAAAAUUCCUGAUAGCGGGUGGUGGUCUUAAAUCACAAGCUCUUUUGAAAUAGAACCAGAGAAGUAAUUUUCAAGGGAGUGCCUUUGCUUGAUUGCUUCAAUCUGAAGUAGGGUUCUCUCAAAGGUCUCGGAAGAAUACAAAAUUGUAACUUGGCCCGUUGUCUCAUAUUGAAGCAGCUUCUAUCACUGCGGCAAAGUAAUAUGCAGACAGCUACAUUUACCUUACACUCUUCAGACUAUUUAAAUAGCAAUUCCUUUCAUUUGCACGAGAGGGGCUAGUGAGAUCUAAUAGAGAAGUCUCGUAAUCCCCGAAUUACAACCCCCCAGAUUUUUCAGGGUUGCCAGAACCAACAAAUAUGAAUCUGUAGUGGCAAUAAGCCCUGGAAUCCAGCUUCUUCCUUCUGGCAAGGACAACAACUGUGGCUUGGCAAUGCUAGCAUUCGUAAUAAACUUGUUUGUCUCCAGUGGGAGCCAAUAUGAAGGAGAAGGCACACAGGAAAUAAAUCUGUUGUGCUGUUAUUGUUGUAUCUUUUUCUGCCUGCAAUUGCAUUUUAAAUGGAUUUUUCCCCCACAUGGAUGCCCGCUUUAAACACAAUACUUAGACUAAAAUUUUCUCCCAGAAGAAGGAGGAUUGAUCUUGUCUUUUCUAAUAAAUCUAUAGCUCUAAUUAAAAACAGCAAUGCUACACAGUAUGUGCCUUUGGUAUACAGAUAGUCGAAAACCUGUGUACCUCAACUUGCAACACACAUACAUGACACACAUACACAAACACUCAUUUCUUCAAUGAAAUUUGCUUUCUGUGCUUAGAUUAAUGCAGUAAUUCACAAAGAGGAUAUGCUUACCCACCCACAUGCACCUAUAUAAACCUUAUGCUCUUUCCCACACCCUGCAAAGAACUUCCUCUUUCUGAACUUCUUAAUUCAGGAAAGCACUGGUGAUUCAUAGAUAAGAGACCUUGUCGAUUCCUGCAGGGCAGGCUGGGUGACUAGCAAUCCAGCACCUCAGAACUGGAAGGCUUGGAGAGUUGAGCUGGAUGCACACCCUUCUGUUGGCAGGGAGCCAGUUGUAGGUGCUGCGAGCCAUAGGCUUGUGGCCUGCGGGGGGAAAGGAUCCUGCCCCUCCAAAAGGGGUUGUAGGAAGCGGCUUGAAGCAGCCAUAACCUGCCUGGAAAUGUGAAAAGCAUGACUUCUUUGACAACCUGAUAAAACUCUCGGCUAACAUGACUCUUCCCCCAUCCUCUCUCUCUUUCCCCCCAGUGGAGUGAGGUGCAGGAGAUCGUAAAUGGCACUCCGAUGUACAUGUAUCAAGACUGCAGCGUCCUCUCGGAAGGCGAUACUGACCAUUGGCUGCGGACCAACUGGAUAUUCCGAGCCGAAGCCUUUUCCCGCAUCUACGUGGAGCUGAAAUUCACCAUCCGGGACUGCAAGAGCUUCAAAGGAGAGGCGGUCAAUUGCAAGGAGACGUUCAACCUCUACUACAUGGAGUCGGAGCAAGAUGUUGGCAUCCAGUUCCGCCGCGCUCUCUUCACCAAGGUCAGCAGGGGUUGCAGAGCUACAGAAAGUUUUCAAAACUUGGCUUACUCAAGAGCAGAAGGAACAUCCAGUCUAAACAACAGCAGAGGGGAAGGAGAGAUGAGAAUGAGCAGAAUGGUUUGGGAGAACAGGAGUCCUUUGGGUGGCUGAGUUGCAAGAGUAAAGGCUGUGGGUAGGGGAUGUGGCAGGAAGCAAGCAAAAGAACCCCAAAAAACCCAGGGUGGAGCAAGGCCAUGAAGCUUGCACAGGGUGUGGAAGUAGACAUUACUAUAUGGGCCCACCCAGAUAAAUUUUCUCAGGAAUGAGCACUCUUUGGAGUCAGUACUGAGCCCACUGCCCUUGUAGCAGCGCCCCUUGGAUUUCUGUUCCGCAAAGCUCCAGUUUUCAGCUGUGAUGCAAACAGGAGAGCCUUAUAAUGAAAGGGGUGGGGAAUGCUGUGUACAACAUUACUUGGUACAACAUUUUCCACAUUUCCUCUUGUUCUGUUGCUUUCCCUGCGGGGUGUGGGGGAACUACUCUUAUGCACUCAAUUGGAGCAAUCAGCAAUUCAUGUUUUAUCACUAAAGAGUGAGUUUUCAGUCGAAAAGGAGCAGAGAAAGGGGGAAACCACUUGGACCCAUGCCUAGAAAGCGUAGAUUAAGAAGAAAACCACUCAGACCCAUCCUUUGUAGGCUUGGGACAAGCAGAAGUAUGGACAAACCCUGAGGAUCUUUUUACACAUUACACAUGAGUCGACCUUUGUUUGACACAGAGUGUACACAGCAAGGAGCUAUGGCCAGUCACAGGUUUUUUUUGACAUAGCUGUCAACCUUCCCUUUUCUUGCGGGAAAUUCCCUUAUUUCAGCACCGUUUCCCGCUGCUUCCCGCUGCUAUCCUGGAUUGUUAGAUAUUCCGUAAACUGUCUCCGGGACAGGUGAGGCUGCUGAUCCCUUAUUUUCAAAUCUGAAAGUUGACAGCUAUGUUUUUUGAUAAUCUGUUUCUGUACGCUUUAAUUUGUCACAGUCACAUUCUAUGUGUAUGUUUAAAAGAUCUUAGAUUUGCAUUUUAAAAUAUGCCAUGCGAAGGAGCCCUUAGCCAAGGUUUUCAGGAGCAUUUUCAGUGUGGAAACCCCUGAAUUCCAGUGAUGCUUGGAGCGAAGCCAAAUCCUUGGGAAUCAGAGCAUCUAAAAGUGCAAAUACCGCAGUGAUCAGAUGCUCAUAGCAGCUUGCUUGCAAACAGAUGGACAAGUGGGGAGCUAUUUGCACCAAUGUGCUCUUCAGUCAGAUUAAGGAAAAAAUGCAUCUCGGAGGCAGACACUUUUCAGACAGGGGAAAAAAUACAAAAUAUACCAGUUGUUCUUCAUUUGGCUGGUUCUGACUGCAUAUUAUUUGACCACAAUUAAAGAUUGUCAGGUAUUCCACAAAGACAGGGAUGCCUUUUAUAGAAGGCAGCAUGGAAUACCUCUCCGAAAAGAGGCCACUCUUGCCCUUCAAAAGAGACUCCUGCAAACAGGAGCCGCUGUUGUCAACGGUUGCAAAUGUACAAUCUUCUCCUCACUCAAAAGAUCCUCUUCUCUUGAGGAUCAAGUCUGGAAGGAACGACGAGUCCUGUCAAUCUGAAGCAGAAGAGUCUAUGCUGAGUGCAAAGGCGGAGAAAGGUGGAGGCAGCGCACCCCAGAUGUCAUCCUUGAGGGGGGGUGACAUCGCUGCGGGUGGUGCCCCUCUGGGACGCUCGCCACUGCCAGCGAACCCCCUGGGAUGCUCCCCGCUGCCAGCGCACUCCUCUGGGACGCACACCGCUGCUGGCGCACACCCCUGGGACACUCCCCGCCGCCAGCGAAACCUCAGCAGGUUCCACCUCUGGCUGAGUGCUGAUUUGCUGGAUUCCCAAGCCACCAUGAUAAAGUUUUUUCCUUCCCUGCCUGGAGCAUUUUUCAGAUUAAACGUAAUAAUUCGUUUUGUUUGUUUGUUUUUUAAGCGAGACAACAAACCAACCAACCUGUCCCUGUGGAUGGGUUAAAUGAGCAAAUAGCACUUAUCUAACACUGCAGGCAGCACUAUAAUCAAAGAAAGAACAACAGCUGGAAGGUGGAUGGCCCAUAAGAAUUGUGGAAAGAGAAGCCAGUCGGGCAAGGAAAUUAGUGGUCAAUGUGAAGCAAAUAAGUGCGUCAUUUGAAGAGCAAAGGUGGGGAAGAUGCAAGAUCUUACCCUGCAGAAGCUAAACAAGGAGAAGAGAUAAAUUAUGCUGGGGGCUCAGGCAAAGCUUUAAAAUGGAGGUGGCUAACCUGUGGCCUUCCAGACUUCAUUAGACUCCCAGUUACCAUCAGCUCAGUCGGUAGAGCAGGAGACUCUUAGCCUCAGGGUCGUGGGUUUGAGCCCCACCUUGGGCAAAAAGAUUCCUGCAUUGCAGAGGGUGGACUAGAUGAGCCUCGUGGUCCCUUCCAACUCUACAGUUGUGUGAAAAAGCCCUACCUUAUACUUCUUCUUCUUUGUUGAAUUUAUAUACCGCCUUAUACCCAGAGGUCUCAGGGCAGUUCACAGAAAAGAUCAACAUAAAAACCACAAUAUAUAUAAUCAAAAUAAAUACAGCAACCCAAUAACCCACCCCCAAAAGAGCCACAUUUUUAGAAGGGCAUAGGACAUGUUCAGUGGCCAUAACAUGGUCAAUGGCCAGGGAUGAUGGGAGUUGUAGUCCAACAACAUCUGAAAGGCCAGAAGUUAGGCACACCUGCUUUAAAAAGGAGUAGGGAAGUCUUUUUUGCACAAGCCCUACUGAAAUGAAGGAGUGGUGUACAAAAGCAAUACUGUCCUCUUGUGUACAGUGGUACCUCAGGUUACAUAUGCUUCAGGUUACAGAUUCCGCUAACCCAGAAAUAGUACCUCAGGUUAAGAACUUUGCUUCAGGAUGAGAACAGAAAUCGCACAGUGGCAGCAGGAAGCCCCCUUAGCUAAAGUGGUACCUCAGGUUAAGAACAGUUUCAGGUUAAGAACGGACCUCCAGAAUGAAUUAAGUUCUUAACCCGAGGUACCAAUGUAUCUCCCUUCGUCUUGGUGAAGGUUGUGCAGCCAAGUCUCUCUUCAUUAUAGUUCUGUGAAAAUAAUAUUUUAAAUUAGAAGUGGGGGGGGGGGCAUUUGGCUCUCCAGAUGUUGUUGCAGCCAAAUUCCAGCCACCCCAGCUAUUGGCUAAGCUGAUUGAGGCUGUUUGGAGCUGGGGUCUGACAACUUUUGCCUUAAGUAGUUGAUGCUCAGUUGCCCCUUUUUGACCAGUGUUAGCUUGAUAAUUUGAUUUGAAACACCUUCACCUGGGAAGUAUUCUGCCUCAAUUUCCAUGCAAGCUCAUCCCAAGUUAGGGCACCUCCUCCACUCCUGCUUCAUGUUUUAGCAUUUUGGGGUCGUUUCCCCACAACUAAGGAGAUGGAUCUAGGCCAGUGUUUCCCAAACUUGGGUCUUCAGCUGUUUUCGGACUACAGUUCCCAUCAUCCCUGACCACUGGUCAUACUAGCUAGGGAUGAUGGGAGUUGUAGUCCAAAAACAGCUGGCGACCCAUGUUUGGGAGGCACAGAUCUAGGCAUUGGGCUUCUCUCAUUGCAGCAUUACACUUUCCUUUAUUUGGGUUGUGGUACGCUGUGGGUUAAGCCACAGAGCCUAGGACUUGCCGAUCAGAAGGUUGGCAGUUCGAAUCCCUGCGACGGGGUGAGCUCCCGUUACUCGGUCCCUGCUCCUGCCAACCUAGCAGUUUGAAAGCACGUCAAAGUGCAAGUAGAUAAAUAGGUACCACUCCGGCGGGAAGGUAAACGGUGUUUCCGUGCGCUGCUCUGGUUCGCCAGAAGCAGCUUAGUCAUGCUAGCCACAUGACCCGGAAGCUGUACGCCGGCUCCCUCGGCCAAUAAAGCGAGAUGAGCGCUGCAACCCCAGAGUCGGCCACAACUGGACCUAAUGGUCAGGGGUCCCUUUACCUUUACCUGUGCAAGGGCCACAUUCCACACAGCUGCACAGUGGGCUCUGUAUGGCUUGUGAGCAUUGGGUAUAUUGUCAGGGCAACUCAACCCCCUCCCUCUCAAAAAAAAACUGUCAGAACAGCCUCCUAGUGCAAUCCUAUGCAUGUCUGCUCAGAAGGAAGUCUCUUUGUUUACAGUAGAGAUUACUUAUGUAAGAUUGCAGCUUUAGCUGUUUAUCAGCCUGUUCUAGAAGAUUGUGCAGAACUGAACACACCAUUAGACAUGAUAGCUAAAUGGAACCUCAAUGUUGAGAGGCAGUGUAUCUUUGUAUAUUAGUUGCUGGAGGACAAACUCCAGGGACGUUGCCUUCUUGCCCUACUUAUGGAUUGCCUGGAGGCAAUCUGGCUGACCACAGGACGCUGGAUUUGAUGGACUCUGGAUUUUAGCCAAUAAAAUCUAGAGUGCAACAAGUAUGGGCAAGUCUCACUCGUCUGGAGUGAUCCUGCUGGUGUCUUUCUUCUAAAUAUUUCCAUUAUAUAAUUAAAGGUACCUGUCAGAACCUGCUGGACACAGGUCUGACAAACCAAUUAUGUAAACUUCAGAUCUUCUUUCUUGAUUUUUUUCAAGGAUGAUAUAGGCUCAGAUAUCCUAUGUGUGCUUGUUAUCUACUUGCUGAUAAUGUUAUGAAUUAUUAUUUGCAUUCCAUUUGACCUGCGAUACAGUUUUCAAACCAGUUUUUCUUUGACUCAUACUCUGAAACGUUUAUGAUCAUUAUGUAAAUAUAAUGCAGUACAUCCAAACCAGAAAGAUAGCAGUUGAAUGAAUUGUUCUUUAUUCCCAGCAGGUUUUGCUACGUAGUCUUGCUGUAGGAAAGUAGUCAAUGGGAAUUGUAGUCCAACAGCAGCUGGAGAUCCAGGAAACCCUGGGUCUUUAAAACUGGAGACAGGGUUGUUUUUAGUUUGUUACCAUAUUAUGUAUUUUUGUCUUUUCAUACUGCGAACUACCCUGUGAUCCUCGGAUGAAGGGCAAUACAUUAAUUUAAUAAAUAAUAAACAAAUAGUGGGAGUUUUUGCAUAUAGGUGAACAUUGAGAUGUGUGAAACCUUCACCUGCCGUGUGGUGUAGUGGUUAAGAGCGGUGGACUCGUAAUCUGGGGAACUGGGUUCGUGACUCUGCUCCUCCACAUGCAGCUGCUGGGUGACCUUGGGCCAGUCACACUUCUUUGAAGUCUCUCAGCCUCAUUCACCUCACAGAGUGUUUGUUGUGGGGGAGGAAGGGAAAGGAGAAUGUUAGCUGCUUUGAGACUCCUUCGGGUAGUGAUAAAGCGGGAUAUCAAAUCCAAACUCUUCUUCUUCUUCUUAAGUUGUAUAUUACAGCGGAAAGUUGGCGCUUAAAAUUGAUUCUGCUGAAUAUGUACAAACUUCAUGCCCAUUUUCUCCUCCUGCAGAUCAACACGGUGGCAGGAGACCGGAGUUUCACAGCGCAGGACAUCAUGACGCGUGACAUGCAGCUGAACAUGGAGGUGUGCCACAUAGAGAACCUGCAGCAACGCGGCUUCUACCUGGCCUUUCAGAACUCGGGGGCUUGCGUUGCCUUGGUUUCCGUGAGAGUUUACUAUAAGACCUGCUCGGACAUUGUGCGCGGACUGGCCCACUUCCCAGAGAAGCUAGCUGUUUCGGGGGGACUGGAAGAAGUGUCUGGUGUCUGCUUAAAGAACGCAGUCGAGGACGGUGGGCUUCCGCCAAAGAUGCACUGCAGUCCCGAUGGGGAGUGGCUGGUCCUGGUGGGCCGCUGCGUAUGCAUCGCUGGCUUCGAGGAGGAUGGAGGAAGGUGUGUUGGUAAGUACAUAAUGGCGCAAGCUAGGAGGCGGGUACCUGAGGAGAUCUUGGGAUAGAAGCACACCAGAGUUCACAGGGUGGAAGGUGUGGAAGGUUUACUCAUUGCACGCAGUUCACUGGGGUGCAUCAGCUUAUCUGACUCCCAUUGCUGUUUAUACGUCAAGCGCAACUCCCAGGUUCUCUUUCUGUUUCACUCUCCCUCUGACUAUAAAGUAAGUAGACUAGUUUGACAUACCUGUCCUUCCACCUGCUUUUUAUUUCCUUCCAAGUUUUGGAGCCAGUUUCUGGGACGUAGAAGUGCGUGACUGAGACUGAUUCACUCGAUGAGUGUCUCCCAGUUCUUUAAACUGGGCCCCUCUGGGGCGUAGGAGUUGGGUCAGGAUGGUAUUGCCAUAUAGGCCACCUGUAUCUGCAGGGCCGUCCUGAAGCGUUUUGGAAGCUCAGGCAGGAAAUCCAAACUCUCCUUCCCAGGACUAGUAGGAUGUAUUUUUCUCAUGUUCUGCUUGUUUUAACCAGAGGCCAUGAGAAAAACAGCAAAAGGGAACACAGUCAAAAACCAUUAAAAGCAGCCAAUGAAAUAUUUGUUUGCCCAAAACAGUCUACUAUAAACACACACACACACACACACACACACACACACACACACACACACCAAGCAUGCUGUAAAAAAUGUAGCUGGUCAUACACUCCAUCCUCAAAUUGCUUUUGAAGUACCAACUAGUGCAUCUAAGUUAAGGGGAUAUGUCUCGGGAAAUGGGUAUAUGCAUAGGAUUCCUCGUUCAAACCAUAGCAUCUUCACUUAAAAAGGGGGAUCAGGCAUCAUGCAAGACCUGGGGCUCUGGAGAGAGAGCCACCACCAGCCAGUACAAUUGGUAGACAAUACUGGGCUAAGCAAAGGGGACGCGGGUGGCGCUGUGGGUUAAACCACAGAGCCUAGGACUUGCCGAUCAGAAGGUCGGCGGUUUGAAUCCCCGCGACGGGGUGAGCUCCCGUUGCUCGGUCCCAGCUCCUGCCAACCUAGCAGUUUGAAAGCACGUCAAAGUGCAAGUAGAUAAAUAGGUAUCGCUCCGGUGGGAAGGUAAACAGCAUUUCCGUGCGCUGCUCUGGUUCGCCAGAAGCGGCUUAGUCAUGCUGGCCACAUGACCCGGAAGCUGUACGCCGGCUCCCUCGGCCAAUAAAGCAAGAUGAGUGCCGCAACCCCAGAGUCUGCCACGACUGGACCUAAUGGUCAGGGGUCCCUUUACCUUUACUAAGCAGAUGAAAAGCCCAACCUGGUUAUAAGGCAGCUUCCUCUCUUACAACAGAAAAUGACUUCCACCUAAACCCAAUUAUUUAGUCUGCAAUCUGCUCUCUCCCAACAUUUCAGCUAAGAGCUAAUAUUCACUGUGAUGAGGUGUAGGGAAAAUAAUAUAUUGACAAAAUUUCCUCAGGAUGUUCCUCUUUGGAUUUCUCAUUAGGCUGCUCUGUCCUGUAAAAGGAAUUUGCACCACUUGGAAGUUCCAGGGCAACUGCUUGAGGCCUGGUAGUCCUUGCACUUCUCUGUCUUGCUAGCUGAAGAACUGAGAAAAACUUCCAGACAUCCACCCUUCCCUGCCCCUCUGCUUCCACAGCUCAGCCAGUUUUUCCACUUAGCUGCUAGCAUUACUGCUUUCAUUCCACCCUCCUGGGCUGGGAGCCGUCCCUUGGAAUGGGACGGGGAACCCAUCCUGCCCAGGCAGGUCCUCACUGCACCCGCCCAGAUAGUAGCUGACACACAAGCUACUCCCUUACCCAGUUCAGGCAAAGACAAAGGCAGAGGUGGCUUCAGACAGCGAGUUCAAGGAAUUGUCCCUGUUUCUCAAACCUGUGGGGAUGAGGUAGUGGACUUGGAGGGCAAAAUAAAAAUGGAGGCUUUCCUGAAGAGAGAAGGCACAUGGAACAAUGGCAAUUGACACAUGAGAAUUGCCGGUUUUAGGCUGUGCACACACAGCGUUUUAUUCUAAAUCAAUGGAGAUGGAGUACCGUAUUUUUUGCUCUAUAAGAUGCACCAGACCAUAAGUUUUGGAGGACGAAAACAAGAAAAAAAGUAUUCUGAAUCCCAAAAGCCAGAACAGCAAGAGGGAUUGCUGCGCGGCGAAAGCAGCGAUCCCUCUUGCUGUUCUGGCUUCUGGGAUAGCUGCGCAGCCUGCAUUCGCUCCAUAAGACGCACACACAUUUCCCCUUACUUUUUAUGAGGGAAAAAGUGUGUCUCAUAGAGCGAAAAAUACGGUACUUGUCCCCCCCCCCCCAUCUAUUCCACACACAAUCUAGAUCUAUUGCAUAUUUAUUUGCCCCUGAAAAGCGCAAAAUGGUGGGUGGUUUAUCUUCCACCAAUAGUGGGGAGCAAUAUGUGGCUUUUGCACAGGGCAAUCCAACAUAGGAUCUCUGUGUUAUACAGGUGGGCUGUCAAUCACAAUGGUUGACAUUUAGUUAGCAUCUUUUUAAAAAGAAGGUUUCCCCACACAUGCACACAUUUGUGUGUAUGCACAUGUGUGUGAGCAGUCACACACAGUUUUUAAGAUGGUGGCUUCAUGAUGCUGUCCGCUUUCGCCUUUUCAAACCAUCCGCCACGCCGUGAUGGGAAAUGUUUUCUUUUGUUCAGAAAGGUUUCUUGCCAGCUCCCAAGGACUCACAAUAAAAGGCAUGCCGAUUUGGCUGCUCUCCUGGUAUCUCUCUCUGUCUGUCCCAGGUGUCUCAGGCUGGCAGCAGACCUGAGUGUUCACUUCUAAGAUCAGGUCUGGAUCCAAACCUUUUGCUGGACCCACCCAGUGUUGGCAGAGUACCAGAGGUACUCCUUUUGGCCUUUGUUCCAGGAUCAGGGUGACGCCACUUCCAAACAGGAGCACACAAAGAGCUGAAGUGUGGGACAGGACGCGAGGGGGUUGUACAGCUCUGACCUUUGUUCUGCCUUGGGGUGGGCGGAGAAGAUGGAAAUACUAAGGGAAGUAUUCUUGGACUUUAAUUUGGGUUGCCAUGGAGGGUGAGCCCACAGCUGUCUCCUUAUGAAAGAAAGUGGCAGAUCUAGCUAAUAAGGCUAGCUAGCUAUAAUCAUAGCUGCUGCUGUCUGUUCUGUGCUUAAACUUUAAAGGAGUAAAAUUUAAAAACGUUUGCAUAAAUGUACUCUUAUGUGCGGCUUUCCUUGUGCUUGACCCGGAAACUGCAGUUUGUGGUGAGUCCGGUGUGUACCUAUUGGUAUUUAAAGCCCUUAAGAGCUUGAGAACAGUGUAUCUGCAGGAUUGCCUUAUGCCAAACUUGGCCCUCCAGCUGUUUUGGGACUACAACUCCCAUCAUCCCUAGCUAACAGGACCAGUGGUCAGGGAUGAUGGGAAUUGUAGUCCCAAGACAGCUGAAAGGCCAAGUUUGUCCAUGCCUGCCUUAUGCCAUAUGUGUCCACUUGACCGCCUUGAUCUGCAGAACUGGCAUUUUCACUGGUGCCACAUAAUACUCAUUCCAUAGUUGUAUGAAAUGUGUCUUUUAGUGUGGCAGGACUCCCUGCCUAUAGUCAUUAGGCAGGUGCCUUCACUGUACUCUUAUCAGUGCCUACUUAAAACAUUUUUGUUUAAGUGAGCCUGUCUUGAGAUUCCAGACACAUAAUUGUUGCAGGGUGUGUGUACACACACACACAUUAAAUUAUUAAUUAUUUUUUAAUGUUUUGAACUGUUUUUACUGAUAAUUUUAAUAUUUCUUUGUAAACUGCCUAGUGGUUUUAUGACAUUCAGGCAGGAUAUACAUUUUGUUAAAUAAAUAAAUAAAUUGCUGGACACAGGGUUCUGUGUAACCUGUCCAAAUUACGCAAUAUAUAUGCAAACUUAAUUUGCAUAGUUUAUUUUGCAUUAGCUUGACCAUUGGGAAGAGGCAGAUAUCGAGCUUUUCAGAGCUAGAAUACCUUUUUAACCAGGUCUUUGGUUGAUUUGAUUGACAUCCGAUGCCCUUUUAAAAUGUGGGUUUUUUGGGGGGUGUUAUUGGGUUGUUGUUUUGAUUUUGAUUAUAUAUUUUGUGGUUUUAUAUUUGGAUUUUGUUCUAUGAACCGCCCUGAGACCUCUGGGUAUAGGGUGGUAUAUAAAUUAAAACAGCAACAGCAGCAACUCUCCUGCUUUUGAACACAGAAAGCCAUACUGAGCCAGGCUUUCAUCAUAGGCUUGACCUAAAGGUCUAUCCUUAAUCAUCUCAGAGAUAUUCUGAGCCUCUUCUCUGAAUUUUCAGCUUUGAUUUAAAAAUCUAAAAAUAAAUCUGUACCCUUUUUUUACUUUCAGCGUAAAAAAAUAUAUAAGCAGUAUUUCUGUGAAGUAAUAAAUCUGCCCCUGAUUUCUGGUGCUCUGGUCAAUUAAUGCACUGGGAUAACUGACAAACUCUUGGCAAAAUUGUGGUUAGCAAUUUAUUAAAACUAUACCUGAAGAUUACUGCUAUCUAAGGUUUAUUGCUGUUUCACAUUGGACUCCCUCAAAGUUACGGUGAUGGGUGUUCUAUUGAAGCUUCCUUAGACUCUGGAGGUUUCACUAGGCAUUCCUUUCAAGUUUGUCUUUGCAAGCGUAAAUGCUAGAAAUGUGCCCUUUGUUCGUUUAAAAUGAAAGCUGGGGUUCUCGGGGGGGGCUGAAUUUGGAGCCCCCUGGCGCAUUGUGUGGCAUUUUCAUACUUGAUACAGAAUAGACGCAACCACAGCCAUGGCCUUUUCUGUGGGUACAGAAAAGAACAGGGGCGAAAAGCAAGGGAUUGAGUCAGUGCCUCUGUGGUGUUGCUCUUGAAAAGGGAAUGUUGACUCCUUCCUUGGGGUGACUCGGUUGCAGAGGUAAAUUUCUUUUUUCUUUCUUUUUUCAAAUGGCAGAUUGUGCAGACCCCUAAAAGAGUAUAAGGAACUGUGAGGCAAGAGGUGAAUUUAUAUACAGCAUUUACAGACAUACAUCUUGUUACGUUUGGUUCAGGUUACGUCUUUUCAGGUUGCGUCCCGCGGCGACCCGGAAGUAACGGAAUGGGUUACUUCUGGGUUUCGCCACUCACGCAUGCGCAGAUGCUCAGAAUGAUGUCACGCGCAUGCGCAGAAGUGGCGAAUCGCGACCCGCAGGUGCAGGCUGCGUUCUGCGCAUGAUGCGAAUGGGGCUCCAGAACGGAUCCUGUUCGCAACCAGAGGUACCACUGUAAUUUCAUUUUUGUCUUUAUUUAUCUGUAGGGAAGGUUAGAGCAGCUUGCGAUGGGGAGUCCCCCAAUUCAGAGCGUUGACAAUUCUGAGACCUGCUUAGCUUUGAUAACAGACCCCCUACCUAGGGGAGGGGUCAAUUCUCCCCACCCUGCGUAUAGAAUCAUAGAAUGGUAGAGUAAAAAAUGACUCUAAGGAUCAUCUAGUCCAACCCCUGAAACGCAGGAAUAUGCAGUUGUCUCUUACGGGGAUCGAACCUGCAACCUUAGCAUUAUCAGCACCAUACUCUAACCAAUUGAGCCAUGUCUGAGUGGAGGUGGGAACCGCCGGCUUGUGGGGACACAGAGGCAGCAUGGGGGUUAGGCAGAAAAAGUUCUUCCUUUCCCUAACGGGGAACCUUAGCUCUGCUGCUCUAAGUGAGCUAAGGUGGGAAGCUCCCUUCUCUUCCUUCGAUUUAAUGAGCCCAUACAGGCCUCGUUAAAGAUAAUUGCUGGGUGGUGGUGGUUGAGCUGGUGCCACUGUCUGCCACCCCCACACCGGGGAGGGGUGUCUCUGCCUGAUGUUUAGCCUUCCCAGGUUGCACCCGAUUUCCUGUCUGCCUAAGGAGCUUAGUCCCUUGGCAAGCCACAGGAUCGGGCCCAGUUGUCCCUGCAGCUACUGCAGAACAAAAAGAACCUGUGACCCUCCCUAUUCAGUGUAGGUUUUUGCAGUGCUAUUUUUCUCGAAAAACAGGUGCCGGAACUUACCAUGAAGGCCUCCCUUGUCCUCUUAUAAUGGCAUACCCUCCAACAUUUCUCCAAUAAAAAUAGGAACACCCUAUUCCUCCUCCUCCUCCUCCUCCUCCUCCUCCUCCUCCUCCUUCUUACAGUCAUACCUCUUGUUACGUUCGGUUCAGGUUACGUCUUUUCAGAUUGCAUCCCACGGUGACCCGGAAGUACCGGAAAGGGUUACUUCCGGGUUUCGCCCCUCACGCAUGCGCAGACGCUCAAAAUGACGUCAUGCGCAGAAGCGGCGAAUCGUGAUCCAUGCACUUGCAGACACAGGUUGCGUUCUGCUCAUGUUGCGAAUGGGACUCUAGAAGGGAUCCCGUUUGCAACCUGAGGUACCACUGUAUUAUUAUUAUUAUUACCCUGCCCAUCUGACUGGGUUGCCCCAGCCACUGUGGGUAGCUUCCAACAUAUAUAAAAGCAUAAUAAAAAAUUAAACGUUAAAAAGCUUCCCUAUGCAGGGAAGCUGCCUUCAGAUGGCUUGGGGGUCAGAUAACUCCACAGCCUCCAACAUUUCUCUGACGAAAAUAGAGAUGUCCUAAGGAAAAGCAGGACAUUCCAGGAUCAAAUCAGAAACUAGGACGGCUUCUGCAAAUCUGGGACUGUCUGUACACCUGACAACAAGCCCCAGACAACACUGUUGUUGUCAGGUGUACGUUCUGUGGGAAACUUGAGUUGGUCACUGCAUAAUGUGCAAAACACACCCGAGCGCCUUAUUUGUAAGAGGCAAUGCUCACCUCAGGGCAAACUGACUGAGCAUAGGCACAACACCCAGCAAUUUAUGUGUUCCUCCGAGGAAAUAAACCUGUCUGCUCUGAAUUAAUCCAUCCCAGUUUAAUCAGAAGUAAUUAGCUCCUGUAUUCCAAGGUAGAGCAAUCCCAGAAACUGGGGGAGAGGUGGGUGGCAUUGGAGGAGGAGUUGAACUACAGAUGGCCUCCAGCACAUAGCAUGCUUCCGCUUUUCCUGUAGGUUCAAAGUGUAUAGUCAUCUGCAUUCAUUGCAUAUGAUAAAGGAAUCCCUCAGAUCUUGUUUUCGCUGGGGCGAUAAACCUUUGUCUGAACUAUACCGCUCCAGACAGCGAACGAGGGCUUACACAGCCAAAUGCUCGACAGUCCAGGAGAAAAUAAAUUUCUGUGUGGAAAGCUAGCAGGUCAGGGAGGAGGAUAAGAUUUCCAGAGGGGCUAACCGUGUUAGUCCGUUGCAGCAAAAAUGACAAAAGGCGCUGUGGCACUUUAAAGAUGAUGGCAUAAGGUUUUGUGGACUGUAGUUCAUUUCAUCUGAUGUAAUCCUCAGUCAGCAGGUAUAUAUGGGUGCAAAGGGAAAAUAUGGAGAAGUUGGAGUUUGCUGGCAGUGUUUUUUUAAUGUGUAGGAAUCCUACUUUCUUUGUGAGGGAGUAUUCAACCCUGUGGAAUCUCCCAACCGCAUUCCAAAGUGGUAUAGUCCUCCCGAGACAGGUUUACACUUGGCGCCAGAUGAUCUAAUUUCAAUUGGUUGCCACCAUGUGGUGAAUCUGGAUGCCAUUAGGGUGGGGAAUAAUUAACCCAAUAUCAGAAUACCUUGGCAAAUUCGUGAGUGCGGCUUGGGGAAAAAUGGGUAUAUUUAUGUCACUCUGGAGAAGACAAAGGGCUCAGAAGGGAGCAUCUGCUUUCAUAGGACAGUGGUUGCUGCCACCUGCUGUUUACCUUGUAGUUUUUGUGUUUUUUUAAAACCAAUUCUUGCCCGAUUUCCAUUCCAUUCCCUCCCUGUGGUGGCAUAAUCCUGUUGGCGCCUGUUGCCUGCAUUCCUAGUUCACCUUUGCUCCUUCCCCAGGUCGGCAGCACUCCCUUUGUGACACCCACACAAUUUCCCGCCCUGUUUUCAUGUCUGUGGAAGUAAGAACCAGUUCUCUGCCAUGCACAGCGGCGGCUCUCGGUUAAUACGUGAGAGAAACACAUUGGGGCGUUUAGGGUAAGGAAAGGUGCCCCAGAAAAACGAGGCUGCAGAGAGGUGACCUCCUAAUUAUGGGCACAGACUGGGCAAAGCACUGGGGAAAGUGAGGUGGAGACAAAAGUAUGAUUCUUAGAGUCGGAAGGGACCCCCCCCCCAGGUCAUCUAGUCCAACCCCCUGCAAUGCAGGAAUCUCAGCUAGAUCAUACUUGACAGAUUGCCCUCCAACCUCUGCUUAAAAAAACCUCCAAGAAAUGAGAGUCCACCAUCUCCCGGGGGGGGGGUGUUCCGCUGGAACCCGCGUCGAUGUUCAUGCGAGUACACAUGCUGAUUUUAAUUGCUUUACAGAGAUUGGGAACCUGAUUCUUCCGGCACAGAGCUGCUUAAUGGGGGGGGGGGAAUCAGUGUUGAUAUAUGAAAUUCAGUUCUGAAUGUUCUGUCACACUUUAGUGUGACCAAGAGCCGGAUGGGACUGUGAAGAUGCAGGGGCAGGUUUGAGAUGCAGGGACUGUAGUCACUAGGGAAAAGAGCAACUUUUAACCUCAAAUCUCAGAGGUGUGUCCCCAAGGGGAAUGUCUUUUCUGUAUAGAUGAAUAGCUGCUUUUCAGCAUUUCACUGAAUGUUUUUAUACUCUGAAGGGAUCCUUACAGAAGUGAUCGCCAAUGUGCUGUCUUCCAGAUGUAGCUAGACUCCAGCUCCCAUUAGCCCCAGCCACCAUGAUCAAUAGUCAAGAGAUGAUGGGAGUUGUAGUCCAAAAACGUUUGGAGGGUGACAUCUUGGCUACUGCUGCCCUACAUUAUACUUAAAAGUACCUUGCACCAAUACAGCAUUAUUGUAUUUAUUUCAUUACAUUUGUAGCCAGUGUUAGAAACUGAGAUAUGAAAGCUAGGAGCUAAAUGGCACCUUAAACCUAGGAUAUGGGCGCAAAGUCUAGGCACACUUUUUUAUAACAAGAACACAAAGCUGGAAAUGAAUGAACUGCAGCUAAAAUUUUGUGUUCAUUUUUCACAUGGUCUAGUCCUUCCCCUGUCCAUCCCCCUAAUAUUCUUUAGAGGGUCUCUUUUCCAGUCUUGAGAGAGUAGCUGGAAGUGGGGAGGCAGAAAAAGGUCCUCCUUUCUUUCCACUCUGCAGUUUUAAUCUGAAAUCUUAGGGACAGUACUGCGCCCAGAACUCAGAAACUGCUCACGCUAAUGAAAGUUCCUGUCGCAAAAUGCACCUAGAAAAAUGGGAGUUUUGAACACUGUUUGUAGCCCACCUGUUUUCAACAGGUAGGUUGAAGUCCUGUUAUGGAUCAUUCUCCUCUUCUGCAACUACAGUUACUUUAAAAAAAAGAGAGGGGGAAGAGGAUGAGAAUCCUAAGCAUACUAUUCAAAGACAAGAUUAAUGCCAUAUCCAUCCUAAAUCUAUCACCUCAAGAAAAGUGUCAGUGCAACUCCUCAUUUCCUCUGCGUUUGAUAUAACCCAGCUUCCAACAGAACUCCUCCAAAUCAAUGGACAUCGUUUUCAGCCACUACUGUGGCUUCUAAGUUUUCAGUAGUUUCGUUACCCAUAAACUUCCAAGCAUGUACUUGCAGUCAUAAGAAUUCCAAUCCCCAUUACAAAUGGAAGAUACAGAGACCCCCAGUUCUGUCUGAGACCAUGGCAGGGGCAAAUUGUUAAAGUUGCAGGCAUACACUCGAUGGUUCUGUUUUGGUGGCUCACCAGACACACAGUGUUUAUUUUUAUUUUCAAAAUGCACACCAGGUAUAACUGUUAGAAUUCCUGCUCUGUGAUUGCAGUCAUGGGAUUGUUGUCUAUCAUGUGACAGUAUAUGUUUUGACUCCACAGAAUGAGAAGUGACGGAAACAUGAUGUUGGUGUUACUGUGUUCCGUGAAGUGGGAUUAUUGUCCUUUGUUCAUUCUCUUUACUGUCUGAUGCUAGGGAGAGAAGGAGCCAUGUUGCAAUGCUCCGUGUGUGUUUAUAUGUAAAUAAAGUAGAUUAGCCUAAAUGCUGAGUUGCUGAGAUCUGUUAUGCAAGCCAUGUGCAAACUCUAAGUGUGCCGGUGUCAGCUGGCAUCGGUCCCUGUGAUGUUCGGGCUGAAGAAAGCUUUUGAAGCUCCUGAAUGAUCGACCAGGAGGGAGCGAACAUGCCAGUCGGAUAUGUGUCUCUGCCAGGGUCCUACUCGAGUGUAGGCUGAGCUCCUGACAAUAACUACAGGACAAACCCCUUCUAGUUUGGCCCUCAAGUGCCUCUAGUACCAUAUUAUAUGCUUUUCCGGCACUCCAGCAGAAUUGUAGCAUAAACGGAGCCCAAAUUUUUGCCACCAACACUGCUUUGCCCCAUGUUUCUCACCUACUGCUGGAAUGGCAUCCCAAGAUCCCAGAGACUUAAAAGCCACAGCUUCCUGCUUCGCUCAAGCCAACAUGGCUCCUGGUGCACAACACCCAGCCAAUCAGAGCUCCACUUUCUGCUGAGAAUUCCCAGCGGCAGCCCAUUGCUACCUCAACGCACAAAGCCAAGUGUAAACCUAGCCAGAAUUGGGUGGGUAAAAGUGUAGCAGGAGACAGACCAUCCAUUUUGGGUGGUGUUGGUGAGAAUAUAGGCAUGAAGAAGAGAGUAUGGGGAAAGCAGAGAAGUGGUGGUGAAUAGAUAUUGAAAAUUAUCCAAAGGGGACUUAGGUAUGAAAUGAUCUUGCUCCUUGACAAGGAAUGAAGAUCUCCAACUCCUCUGUGAAGUUAGAAACAAGAUAUGUCCCAUGUAUGGUGACAUCUUGAGGGAUGAGGUUCUGCACCUCUUGCUGGGUGGUUGUACAGUGGUGCCUCACAAGACGAAUGCCUCGCAAGACGAAAAACACACAAGACGAAAGAGUUUUCCGGUUUUUGAGUCAUUCCGCAAGACGAAUUUCCCUAUGGGCUUGCUUCGCAAGACGAAACGUCUUGCGAGUUCUUGCGAGUUUGUUUCCUUUUUCUUAAAGCCGCUAAGCCGUUAAUAGCCGCUAAGCCGUUAAUAGCCGCUAAGCCGCUAGUAGCCGUGCUUCGCAAGACGAAAAAACCGCAAGACGAAGAGACUCGCGGAACGGAUUAAUUUCGUCUUGCGAGGCACCACUGUAUUCCUAAAUAAUUGCAUUCCUAAACUGGAUUUUAAAAGAAAUGGGCAUAGCCAAAUGUAUGGUUAUUUGCAUCCGCUUAAGUUAGCUACUUGGGACUUAAUCUGCUUCUCCUUUCCACAGCCUGUCAGCCAGGGUUCUAUCGUCACUCGCUGAAGACUGACCAGUGCCUCAAAUGCCCUCCAAACAGCUUCUCCAGUUCUCCUGCUGCCACAAGCUGCCCCUGCCUCGAAAACUUCUUUCGGACUCCCACUGAGGACGAAACUGCUGCUUGUACUCGUAAGUCCUGGGUGGGAGUACUGUGGUCCCCCAGAUGAGCAGGUGGAACCCCGUUCGCACCUACUUGAAAAAUGCACCUACUCAACAAAUAGGAAAGCUCCAGAGUGGUUCUGAUUCUUGCCAAAAGGAGAACAAGUGGCAUUCGGUUCUAAAUUUAAGUGGCGCUGAAUGCAAGCUGCAGCUGUAAAGGAACAAUUAAGAGUGCAUGCAAAGGCUCCUGGUUGUUCUUUUGCAGCUGUGGCUUUACCUGUCCUGCACCUGAUGUCAUGCAAACGACACAGUAGGUGCAGCCUGCCCAAAAUGGCCUUGUGGACCAAACUGAUCUGGAGGUUCCGAACUACUGCUCCUUUAUGUCUUCCAGAUGUCUCUGGCCACAGAGUACAUGGUUCCCUCUGUAAAUCCCUACAGUGACCCUGUGUGGUAGGUUAAGAGGCUGUGACUGUCCCAAGGUCACCCAGUGAGCUGCAUGACUGAGCAGGGUUUUGAACCCUGAUCUCCCAGGUCCUAGUCCGACACACUAACCACUACACCACACUGUCUUCCUAGAGUACUUCUGCCAUGGGACAGCCGUAAACAUUAAGUAAGUAAAUAAAUAUGGGGAAAGCAAAAUGUCACUUAAGAGAAGGAUCUGAAACAUUUUCCUUGAAGCUUGAAAUGGUUUUAUUCUGGAUUGUUUCAUUUGAUGUUUUAAUGUGCUGUAAAACCGCUUUGAGAUUUUUUAAAAUUUAAAACAUAAAGCAGUAUAGAAAUGAAAACAAUAAUAAUAUGUUGGAAUGGAGAUAUUUAUAUCCACUGUACCUGUCCCCAGGUGCAGGGAAAGAAAAAGAAAUCUAGAUAGAACCCUACAGCGCACUAUAAAGGUAAAGGGACCCCUGACCAUUAGGUCCAGUCGUGACCGACUCUGGGGUUGCGGCACUCAUCUCGCUUUAUUGGCCGAGGGAGCUGGCGUACAGCUUCCAGGUCAUGUGGCCAGCAUGACUAAGCCGCUUCUGGCGAACCAGAGCAGCGCACGGAAACGCCAUUUACCUUCCCACUGGAGCGGUACCUAUUUAUCUACUUGCACUUUGACGUGCUUUUGAACUGCUAGGUUGGCAGGAGCAGGGAUUUGAACCGCCAACCUUCUGAUCAGCAAGUCCUAGGCUCUGUGGUUUAACCCACAGUGCCACCCGCGUCACAGCGCACUAUAUUUAUAAGCUUUAAGGUAGGUACAGAUAGGGUUAGAAUCUCUUUGCAGGAUUGUACUUUUAUCACGCUGCCUCCUUUUACCUUUCCAGGCCCUCCUUCGGCUCCUCACAAUGUCACCGUACUUAUUGAGGGGACUGAGGUCACCCUUUCGUGGCAGGCACCCACGGAUCAGGGUGGGCGCCAAGACCUCUCCUACAGCGUCUCCUGCCAGCGUUGCAGUUCCCCAAAGUGCAGACCUUGCGAGAGCAGCGUGACUUUUUCUCCCGGAGCCCUAGACCUCACCCAGCAGAGUGUGGUUGUGAGCGGCCUGGAGGCUUUCACUAAUUACAGCUUCGUUGUUCGGGCUCAUAAUGGUGUGUCAGAGCUCAGCCCUGCCUUGCACAGCAGCAGCACCAGCUCUCCUGUCCGGGUUUUGGUGGGCCACGCAGGUGAGUCGCUGCGACGUAUAUGGGGAAGAGGAAGUGAGCACAACCAAAGCAAAUAAAAGUUGUAGCAGCAGCCGAGCUGCAUUUUCCCCUUACGCUGCAGUGAUUAGUUAAUUGCAAAUGAGUGUGUGCAGGGGGCAAAUUUACAGUUCUUAGAUCAGUGAUGGCCAAACUUGGCCCUCCACCUGUUUUCGGAACUACAACUCCCAUCAUCCCUAGCUAACAGGACCAGUGGUCAGGGGUGAUGGGAACUGAAGUCCCCAAACAGCUGGAAGGCCGUUUGGCCAUAACUGUCUUAGAUGCUUGGGUCCUGACAAAAUCUGAGGUACUGUAGGGGCUAAAAGUAUGAGCUGUGAGCAAGGGAGUCCUUGACUUUCUUCAUGUUCCAGCCAUGAACUCUUUAGCAGACCCUCCAAGUGUCCUUCUUUUCCAGAGACAGUCCCAGAUUUGCAGAAGCCGUCCUGGUUUCUGAUUUGAUCCCAGAAUGUCCCGCUUUUCCUCGGGACACCUCUAUUUUGUGCAGCCCCUGAGCUAAGUAACUAUACAACUUUAGAAGGUGCUUAUAGAAGACAUCUGAAAGCAGUCUUGUAUAGGGAGGUUUUUAAAUGUUUAAUCUUUUAUUAUGUUUUUGUGUAUGUUGGAAACUGCCCAGAGUGCCUGGGUCAACCCAGUCCGAUGGGUUGUUAUUAUUGUUAUUAUUAUGGAACAGGACAUCCCUAUUUUCACCGGAGAAAUGUUGGAGGGUCUGCGUUAGGCAGCACUAAGGCUUCCCACUCUCUUUGUCCGCCUCAGCUCCCUACCCACACGACAGUAUGGGGAUCAUAGUCCUGCUAUAAAGGGCUGGUGUAUGGCAGAACGGGGGGUGGGGCUCCAAUUGCUGCUGGUCUCCGGCUCCAGUCAGUCCCAGAAAGCUUAGCCAACAGCCAGGAAUGAUGGGAGUUGUAGUCCAUCAACAUCUUAUCACAGGCUCCCCACCUCUGGUGAAAGGAAUGUUGAGGGAAUGACUGUAAAGCAUUUGCAGUCCUCAAGAGAGAGAUACGUAAUUGCUGAGCAGGGUGCUGUAUUUUGUCAACACAAUUUCUCUGUUGUACCGGAUAUGACAUUUGUCCAGUAUUUAAAGCUCAGUGGUUUAUUGUCUAGGGUGGGGGUGGAAUGCUGGUCUCUAGAGAAGUUUGGCAGAUGUAGCAAGCCUGUUGCGCUGGUCUGAAAACUAAUUUAAUAAACAGAUUAUUGUAACGUAGAUGCUCUUCACUCUUGGCAGAACUCUUUAUCGUUCUGUUUGCUUUAUGAAGGCAACAGAAUUAGAAGCUUAUUUGUGUUCACCCAAGCUAACAAAAGCAUUUCCCAUAUCCCUGUCAGGCCUUUCCAUCCCCAUUGGUGGCCACUAUCACAAACCGUGUACAGUGGUACCUCGGGUUACAAACACUUCGGGUUACUAACCCGGAAGUAGUACCUCGGGUUAAGAACUUUACCUCAGGAUGAGAACAGAAAUUGCAUGCUGGCGGCACGGCAGCAGCGGGAGGCCCCAUUAGCUAAAGUGGUGCUUCAGGUUAAGAACAGUUUCAGGUUAAGAACGGACCUCCGGAACGAAUUAAGUUCUUAACCCGAGGUACCACUGUAUUUAAUCUGCAAAACCUUUGUUGUGGAUGCAUCAGUGAAAUAGGAAAGUUGAUUCUUCAGUCUAAGAGUUGCCAGGCAAAAUGGCAAAAUUUGUUUUGAGUUCCCUGGUGCCAUCAUAAACACAUGAACUGCUCCUUCUACCAUGUGUGUGUGUGUGCGCACGUGUGUGUGUUUUUAAAGAGUCAGAUUUUUAUGCUGCAGAAAGCAACUUAUAAAGAGAGGUGGUCUUUUUGAAUGCAGAGUUAAUCCAGGACAUAUCUAAGGCAGGUUGUGGCACAGAUAGCAUUAGGGUUUCUUCUCUGUAGUCUGUGGGCUUCCCUGAAACAAAAGUGAUGUUGGAAAUUCACACCCUUGUGCCUCAAGAUGCCUUUAAGAGUUGUGUCAUUCUUAGAAAUGCAUUUCUGUGUACAAGAAGCAGUAUCCAAAAAGUGGAAGGAAGUGAAGUCAAAUAGGAGCGAAAGUAUGUGUGAAGGAUGCUAGCAAGUUCUGACCCAUGGGUCUCCUGGUCUGCUGCUCUAAUGACAGCCCAAAUGUGGCCCUAGAGACAGCUGCCUUACUUUGGCUCAAAGAAGGGCAAGCUCUGUGCAGAAUUUGUUAGGUUUAGCCAAUAUGCUGCUAACUGGGCAGAGUCAGGAAAAGCAAUGAGAUCCAGAGCUUUCACUAAGGGAAUGGGGGUGUGGGAUGAAUUGCAAAGAGCAGGUUACACUUUGAUCAUCUCUCCUCUCUUUAUGUGCAGUCCCUGGCAAGGUGACUGAUCUCAUCCUGGCAAGGCGAAAUGACAGCAGCCUCUCUGUGACUUGGUCACCGACAAGACAUCGCAGCCGUAGCUCCGUGAACUACGAGGUUAUGUACUUUGAGAAGGUGAGAGAUGCUCUUCCUUUGUUCAACACCAUCAAACUUCAUAAAUGUUCUCGUUCCAUUUCACAAGUUGUUCAAGUCCUAUAGCAUAUGGGUUUGGGAUCUCGGGCCCAUGGAUUCAGUUUUGCCUGCCAGGCUGUUUCCCUCAAACCACACCUGAUGUCAUAUGUGACGUUAGGUGUGGGGCAGGUAGAGAUGGGUUUGGAUGAGCUGCUCACCCAGCUGGUCCCUUCAGAAAGCACCACUGAACUCCCUUCCCUACACAUCAGCUGAAGUCUGAGGAGUUCAGUCCUGCUUGGCUGUUAUCUCUCCCCACACACCCAUGGACCAACUUUGGCAGGUGGGUGGGAUAACCUACCUGUCAGACACCUGAUGCCAUUACAGUGGUGCCUCGCAAGACGAAAUUAAUUCGUUCCGCGAGUUUUUUCGUCUAGCGAAUUUUUCGUCUUGUGAAGCACGAAAUCCCAUAGGAAUGCAUUGAAAUUCAAUUAAUGCGUUCCUAUGGUCAAAAAAAGUCCAAACAAAGCCAAAUUUGGUACAACAAGAGUUUAUUAAGUGCUCUUUAAAGUCACACAUACUGUAAAGAGCAUUUCAAAAAUUGAAGGAACAAUAAAUUAAGUUUCUAAACAUGACAGAAAAACAUUUAAAAAUCAACAAAGUGUACAGUACAUUUUCUAAGACUCUGGGGACAACUCGAAGAAGGUUCCUCUUCCACUCUUUGCUUCUUGCUGAAGAACCCCUCCUCAACUGUUCCCCCAGCCACCCACCACACAGAAAUUCAAAUCCAGAAAUUUUUUUUAAAAACAGCAGAGUGGCCCAAUGGUCACAGAAAAUCAUAAAAAUGCAGAAAAAAACCACACAAGCUUCCAGAUUCUUGCAAACCCCUCCCCAACACCAAGUCCUUGAAUUCCAAACACCCCAACCCAAAAUCCAAAAACCCCCAAAAAAGUUUUAAAAGUUUAACUACCACACCGCGUUCUAUGAGUUGCUCCUCGAAGUCAAGUCACAACUGUAUUAACGGUGUUAAGAAAAAGGAAACAAACUUGCAAGAUGUUUUUGUUUUUCGUCUUGCGAAGCAAGCCCAUAGGGAAAUUCGUCUUGCGAAGCAGCUCAAAAAACAGAAAACCCUUUCGUCUAGCGAGUUUUCCGUCUUGCGAGGCAUUCGUCUUGCGGGGCACCACUGUAUUACGAAUUCAGGGGAUGGACAGGUGGGUGCUAAAGAUCUUGCCUCCUGGGCUAGGAAGGUUCCCAACCCUUACUUAUAGCACAGCCUAAUUGUUUUGCAGGGAGAAGAGAAGCACUACACUGUCCAACACCUCCAGGAACCCCAAGUAACUUUGGCAAAUCUGCAGCCUGACACAGCUUACCUGAUGCGCGUGCGCUCCAUCACAGACUCUGUAGCUGGGCCAUAUUCCCAGGAACAGGAAUUCCGCACUCUUCCACAAGGUAGACCCCUUGAUGCCCCACUUUGUUUGUAAAGGAGGGAUUCUUGCUAAUGGAUUUGGGACUAAACUAGAUGCAAGGAACAAUUCAGAUUGGGAUUGUGUUGCAAGUGUAGGAAGCUAAUUUCCCACCUACUCCAAGCUGUUUUUCUAAAGGAAAUCACCCCAUCCCUGAAAUUGCUGUUUGUGACAUUACCUACCAUCACACCACUGGUGUAUGUGGAUUUUCAUAAGGAAGAUAAGGAAAAUGGAACAAACUUACGCAUACAUACACACACUUACUUGCAACUUUUCCAGGCAUUAUAUGCUAGUGUUCCUGUACAAUCUUUUUUACUCAAUGGGCUCUAAAACACUUGAGGUCAUACUUUUUUGCUGUUAGGAAAGUGAUGGGGAAAUGCAUUAUAAAGUGUAGGAUAACAGUUUAUUUAUAGUCUCUGUACAAACAAAUCAGGAUGGGUGCUCAAUAUAUAAGUUUCUAGGAGGCAGCCAGAUUCCUUUUUAAAUUGUUUUACUAAUAUACUGUUUGGUUUUUCGGCAUGGUAAUUAGAAAUGCUUUCAGAUCUGCAUUGCAAAACUAAAACUAAAGGCAAACGACUUCCAUUUGGAGACUGAGAGCUGUUUCAUGCAGCAGUCGUAUUUGCUGCCUGAAGCUCCCCUCUUCGUUACACCAGCUUCCUGCAAGGAAUGCAUAAACUGUGUGGGGCAAGUCUAUGUGCCUAAACUCCUGGAGACAUGAACCUGCAAACCCUUCUUACUGUGGCUUUCUAGUGCCUCUUAUUGCUAAAUUUAUUACUUUCUCUUCACCCACAGGUCCCAGAGCAGGUUACAGCAACUUAAAAUUCAUAAGAAAAAAACAGUUAAGACAAGUCACAAGAAUAGGUUGGGUGCUGAUAAGCUAUAAGAGGCACAUUGACAGCAUCCACCCAAAGCUGUAAAGAACACAGACACACCUCUUGUGGGGAGAGAAUUCCACAAUGUAAUAAUAAUAAUAAUAAUAAUUUAUUAUUUAUACCCCGCCCAUCUGGCUGAGUUUCCCUGGCGGCUUCCAAUCAAGUGUUAAAAACAGUACAGCAUUAAAUAUUAAACACUUCCCUGAACAGGGCUGCCUUCAGAUGUCUUUUAAAGAUAGGAUAGCUGCUUAUUUCCUUCACAUCUGAAGGCAGGGUGUUCCACAGGGUGGGCGCCACUACCGAGAAGGCCCUCUGCCUGGUUCCCUGUAACCUCACUUCUCACAAUGAGGGAACCGCCAGAAGGCCCUCGGUUCUGGAUCUCAGUGUCCGGGCUGAACGAUGGGGGUGGAGACGCUCCUUCAGGUAUACAGGACCGAGGCUGUUUAGGGCUUUCAAGGUCAGCACCAACACUUUGAAUUGUGCUCGGAAACAUACUGGGAGCCAAUGCAGAUCUCUCAGGACUGGUGUUAUGUGGUCCCGGCGGCCACUCCCAGUCACCAGUCUUGCUGCCGCAUUCUGGAUUAACUGCAGUUUCCGGGUCACCUUCAAAAGUAGCCCCACGUAGAGCGCAUUGCGGGAGAUAACUAGAGCAUGCACUACUCUGGCAAGACAGUCUGCAAGCAAGUAGGGUCUCAGCCUGCGUACCAGGUGGAGCUGGUAGACAGCCGCCCUGGACACAAAAUUAACCUUCGCCUCCAUGGACAGCUGUGAGUCCAAAAUGACUCCCAGGCUGCGCACCUGGUCCUUCAGGGGCACAGUUACCCCAUAGGACCAGGGAAUGUAGAGGCUGUCACAGACAAUGCCUUAUCCUGGGCCACCACACCCCCAAACUUGUGAGGGAAGUAGAACUACCAAGAGGGCGUUCUCUGCUGGUCCUAACACCUGAGAGGGUCUGUUGGCACACCUGGUGCAUUUGCUGUGGCAUAAACAUGUGCAACAAUCUGCUAAGAACAAUGGCUGUAUGAAACUUCUCUGAAACCCAUCCACUCCCCACUGUGGCCCUUGGAUGAGAUAAAUAAGGUCAGCAAAGGCAUUUUAGGAAACUAGAACUAAGGAUAACGCCAACCAUUGUUUCCAAAAAAAGAAAGAAAGAAAGACCAAAAUGCACUUUAAAAAAUUAUCCACGCAGCACUCAGUAUUGAAAGUGUAAUUGGGAUCCGGCCAAACCACUCACUUACUAGUGGUUCCAUACCCAACGCAAAUACUGAAGAAGGCAUUUGGGAUAAAUUUGGCAUUGACAUCAUGAGCACACACUUCAUAACAGUUCAGCUCCUCAAGUCCUUCCAAUGACCUCUCAGAUCAGGUAUUUAUAGAUAAAGAGUUUUGAUAAAUAGGGCAGCAAGAGAACACCCAGGGUGCUCACUGUUUGCGUUGGGGUUUAAUACUCGUUCACUUUCUGUGUAUAUUAAAGCACAAAAAGUAUCAGGAUUGUGUUUGCCUGGGGCUGACGUGCCUGCCUGGGGAAUGGGGUUGUUGUUGUUUAGUCGUUUAGUUGUGACCCGUUUUUGUGACCCCAUGGACCACAGCAGGCCAGGCACGCCUGUCUUCCACUGCCUCCCGCAGUUUGGUCAAACUUAUGCUGGUAGCUUCGAGAACAUUGUCCAACCAUCUCAUCCUCUGUCGUCUCCUUCUCAUUGUGCCCUCAGUCUUUCCCAACAUCAGGGUCUUUUCCAGGGAGUCUUUUCUUCUCAUGAGGUGGCCACAGUAUUGGAGCCUCAGCUUCACGAUCUGUCCUUCCAGUGAGCACUCAGGGGUGAUUUCCUUCAGAAUGGAGAGGUCUGAUCUUCUUGCAGUCUCCUCCAGCACCAUAAUUCAAAAGCAUCAAUUCCUCCAUCACCAUAAUUCAAAAGCAUCAAUUCUUCGGCGAUCAGCCUUCUUCAUGGUCCAGCUCUCACUUCCAUACAUCACUACUGGGGCUUUCACUUCCAUACAUCACUACUGGGGGGAAUGAAGUUAUCUCACUUAUAUACAUUGUAGGAAACAUGUAAGUAGCAUUUAUAUGCACAAAGCAGACCAAAGAAUUCACGGUCUGUACUCUGCAAAAUCGGAGGCAAAGCUGGUGCGUUAUUGGACAUUGGGCUCUAAGCGUAUAUGUCACUUCUUCAUUACUUUUCCUUACAUCUGGUUGAAACAAAUCCCGUGCUUUCACAUACCUAUGCAUACAGUUACUCUGAAUCCCUAUGGAAAUCCAGAUAUAUUUCUGGAGAGGUGAGCCCUGGCUAGGGUGGCCUGGCGCUGGAACGGUGUCUAUAACCUGCGUUUUGCUCUUGCAGACACUGGGAUGCCCUCUGGAGGAGUGAUUGUCAGCAUAAUCUUUGGAGUUCUGCUGUUUAUCGGUCUGGUUGUCGGUCUCCUUGUUUGCCGAAGGUAGAGAUGGUGGUUCGCGAGGGUGGAGGGAAUCCUGGGCAUUGUUAUUUGGUUUGUUCUGUGCUCUGGAUGGUUAUACCGUCUCUGUUCUGAUGUUUAUCCUUAUCUGUUUUAGGCACUCUUAUCGACGCGGAGCCCGGCGAUGCCACAAGCAAUCCAGCUACGACCGAGGUGAGCACCUGGAGUCAGGGAAGGCAGAGGAGGUGAAAGGCUUAGGAGUUCAGAGCCCCAAACUACAUGUAAAUGCAGACCAGCCAGACGAGCAUUUGAGAAUAUCAAAAGCCACUUUGAUGGGGAUGGUCAGUAGUGCAGGGUUUUUUAGGGGGCAUGUGUGUGCAGGGAGAGGGAUGAUUAACUUUUCCUCAGCAGGUGUACUUCUGCUCCAAAUCCCUCCCCUCCUCCAUGCUACGUCCCUCAAUCUGAAGUCCAGAUACAUAUUGCCAAGCACAAGCUUACACUCAGGCCCACCAACUGUAAGGGGCCGCCUUGUCUUCAGCCUCUUCAAUAUUUGUUGGAAAGGGCUGGGACAGCUCAGUGCUGAGGGGGCCUGGCAUGCGCCAUCACACACAUUGCGUGUUGCAGCUUCAGCAGCUGGCUCCUUCAGAGUGCUCGGUCUCCUCCAGGCAGCAUGACAUCACACUGUGACAUCACACACACACACGAUACACGACAGGCCCCCUCUUUUUUUAAAAAUGAUUUUUACUGGUUUUGCAAAAUAAAUCUCACAAUUAACACAAUUAAAUUUUAGAAUCAAACAAGAGUCUUCCGAAUCUUAGGACUUACCUCCUCCCCUCCAGGAUCCUGCCAGAGCCCUCACGCCUCCUACCCAAGCCCAGCCACAGACUGGGGAUGCGUCAAAUGUUGCUGAGGACCGCACUAUAAGACCUCGCUUGUUGGACUACCCUGAUCUAAAAUCUUUAAAAUAAAAUAAAAGCUGAAUAUCCAGGCAAGAAGCCUGGGAUAUUAUUGCUCAUUCACCACCGCCACCACCACCACAGCCCACUUCUCCCUGUGUCUAUAACCUUGAACGAAUUUCCACCUUACUUUUCAUCCAUGGCUCUGUUUCCCCCACAUUCGUCCAUCUGAAGUCCUGUUCUAUCUUUUUCCUAGCACGGUCAUAGGGAAACCACAACACUCAGGCCUAGUUAGGGCCUCAGAUCUUAGGAGAUUGGGUGAUCCAUGCUCAUCCUUCCAGCACCUGAUGUCACAUGUGGCAUUGGGCAUGGGAGAGUUCAAGGCGCAGGUGCUUCGAUGGAAGAAUUAGGAGCACACUCCCAAGUGUGCUUUUGUUUCUUCCUUUGCAGGCAAAAUUCAGUGCUUUUAAAACUUGGUAACUUUUCCUGUUCUCCUUCAGCUUCAGUACGUUUGCUCUAGUCGCUUUAGGCUGUAACCUUACACAGUGAGAUUUACUUUCCCAAGCCAAUACGUUUAGGGCUGUGAUGUUGGCUGGGGGAAUUCUUGUGUCUUACUGUACCGAAAGAGCCUCAAAACCUUUGUGCAGAAAUCAUUUACAGUGAUGGUGUUAUGUACUGAAGUUCUCACCCUGGGCCAGCAGGGGGGUACUGUAGAUAGUUAUGCAAAUAAGGGAUCGAAAGUGACGUUCAGUGAUUGGAUAGUUUUAGAAAAUUGUUACAGUUACGUUGUACUGGAGCUCUAUAUAAGCAGGCUGACUGAACCCUUCAGUUCAGUUCUGUUCUGGUCUGUGAAUAAACAAGAGCUGUUUGAAGAAUCGCUGUGUCAUCUGAUAUGUUCACCCACAACUUAACAGAUGGCUCUUUAUUACAGAUGAGAUUUGGUUGAAGCCAUACGUUGACCUCCAGCCCUAUGACGAUCCCAGCAGGGGAGUCCUAGAAUUCACAAAAGAGCUAGACCCAUCUGUUGUCACCAUGGAGACUGUUAUUGGUGAAGGUGCGUAUCAUGAGGUUUCUGCUCUCUCUGGUCAGGAGAUCCCCUUUUUCUAUAUCCCUAAUACCCACUUUUUCUUUCCUCUGAAUGCUUCACAGGCGAGUUUGGGGAGGUCUACUGUGGGAACCUGCGUUUCCCAGGGAAGGAACGUGUCGUGGUGGCCAUCAAGACCUUGAAGUCAACUUACUCAGACUCAACAUGGUGGAACUUCUUGCGCGAGGCGACGAUCAUGGGCCAGUUCAAUCACCCCAACAUUGUCCGCUUGGAAGGAGUCGUUACAAAACGUAAGGGCUCAGCCAUAAUAAUAAUAAUAAUUUAUUAUUUAUUUUUUAUACCCCGCCCAUCUGGCUGGGCUUCCCCAGCCACUCUGGGCAGCUUCCAAAAAAAUAUUAAAAUACUGCAAUACAUCAAACACUAAAAGCUUCCCUAAACAGGGCUGCCUUCAGAUGUCUUCUAAAGUCUGGUAGUUGUUGUUCUCUUUGACAUCUGGUGGGAGGGCGCCACUACCAAGAAGGCCCUCUGCCUGGUUCCCUGUAACUUGGCUUCUCACAGUGAGGGAACUGCCAGAAGGCCCUCGGUGCUGGACCUCAGUGUCCAGGUAGAACGAUGGGGGUGGAGACGCUCCUUCAGAUAUACUGGACCGAGGCCGUUUAGGGCUUUAAAGGUCAGCACCAACACUUUGAAUUGUGCUCGGAAACGUACUGGGAGCCAAUGUAGGUCUUUCAAGACCGGUGUUAUAUGGUCUCGGCGGCCGCUCGCAGUCACCAGUCUGGCUGCCGCGUUCUGGAUUAGUUGUAGUGUCCGGGUCACCUUCAAAGGUAACAUGAUGGGGCAGGAGCGCCUGGUGGUGGAAUGGGACUGUUUUCACUACGUGGAAUCACCAGUGAUUGUGAGGCUUCUGUGGAAGGUACUGGAGCAGCAUGUGGGAGCUACCAGAUUCAGUCCUUGGCAUCUUCAAUGAGAAUACUAAUAAUAAUAAUAUUUUUUUUGGUACCCUGCCCAUCUGACUGGGUUGCCCCAGCCACUCUGAGUGGCUUCCAACAUGCAUAAAAACAUAAUAAAACACCAACAUUAAAAAGCUUUCCUACGCAGGGCUGCCUUCAGAUGUCUUCUAAAGUUUAUAUACUUAUUCCAUAAUAAUAAUAAUAAUAAUAAUAAUAAUAAUAAUAAUAGAAAUCAUCCCUGCCCUGUGAGCUUGGAGGACUACAUAGCAGACAAUAACUGGGCAAGAGGGACCAGAAGCUUCAUGUGUUCAAAAGGUUAAAAUGACUUUUCCAUUUGGAUUUUGGGGGGAAGCCCAGAGAGCCACUACCAGCCGAUGGGAAGUAAGGUGAGGGCACCACAAGUAAUUUUCUUUUCUUUUCUUUUUUCUUCCCAGGACACCCAAUGAUGAUUAUCACAGAAUACAUGGAAAAUGGGGCUCUGGACACCUUCUUACGGGUAAGUCCUUUUUCGUCAGUCACUUAGGCAUCGCCGGUUGGUAAAGCUGUAUCAGAGCUGUAUUAAUUCAGAUUGCAGGUGGAGACUCCAUGCAAAAGGAAAUUCAGCCUAACAAAAUGAGCACGUUGGAGAGAGAAGGGUCAGCUAGAACCCGUCCCAAUGCCAAAUCAUUUUCUAUAUGCACACUUUUUAAUUUUUGCAUGGAGGAGUAUUUAGCCAUGUCAUUCCCCAGUGCCACUACAAGUGAUGGAGCCUGAGUUCUUUUCUGCAGUUUUCUUUUAGCAUUAUUGGGGGUUGUUGUUGUUGUUUUAGAUUAAUUUGAUAAGAUUUAAUUUAUAUUAGCCACCUUGGAAUCUCUUACCUUGAACAGCUGGAUAUUCUUGGGAACUGAGUAUCUUGGGUCAUGCCUGGAUAAGUUGUGACCGACUGGGCUGAAUGUAGACCCAUCAGCCAUAUCCACCAGCCCAUCAGGAACUCCAGACACAGCCCCCCCAGAUUUUGUGGUCUAUCUGGGACUAAGAAGCAAAGGGCUGGCAAGCCACAGUCCAUGACUGUUGCACACUGUAUUUGUUUUUUGGUAGGACACAGGCUGGGGUGGCCACAGAGCCUAGGACUUGCUGAUCAGAAGGUCGGCGGUUCGAAUCCCCGCGACGGGGUGAGCUCCCGUUGCUCGGUCCCUGCUCCUGCCAAACUAGCAGUUCAAAAGCACGUCAAGUGCAAGUAGAUAAAUAGGUACUGCUCCGGCGGGAAGGUAAACGGCGUUUCCGUGCGCUGCUCUGGUUCGCCAGAAGCGGCUUAGUCAUGCUGGCCACAUGACCCAGAAGCUGUACGCUGGCUCCCUUGGCCAGUAAAGCGAGAUGAGCGCCGCAACCCCAGAGUCGGCCACGACUGAACCUAAUGGUCAGGGGUCCCUUUACCUUUAUAACGUUUCAUUGCCAUGACAAUUCCGAAACUGCAUUCUUCACUGUGAAACAAGCGGCUAAGCACAGUGAGAAGACUUUUCUUUGUGCCUGUGUUUGUGCUUCAGGAGAACAUGGACAAGUUCAGUUCGGUGCAGCUUGUGACAAUGUUGCAGGGCAUUGCCUCGGGAAUGACCUACCUGUCAGACCGCAACUAUGUGCACCGGGACCUGGCGGCCCGCAACAUUCUGGUGUCUCAUAACCUUCAGUGCAAGGUUUCAGAUUUUGGUCUUUCUCGGAUAUUAGAAAACGACGUGGAGGGAACUUACGAAACGAAGGUAAAAUUGUGAAAACAAGAGAAAUGAAGUAGGGUGAUGUAUCAAUAUAUUAUCCAAAACUGGUUUGAAGUCCAUAUCGUGAUAUUGGUUUCAUAGUUUUUCACCUGGCAAUAUAUUGAUGUGUGUGUGUGUGCGCUACGCAAUAAUCACAGCAUGGGAAAAACUGUGAAGCCAGCCAAUGCCUCUCCACAUAGUUCCAUCCUUAUUUCAGACAUUGUGAUAUAUCAGUAUUUGCAAUGUUUAGCUGGUGAUAUAUCAAGACGCACAAAUAACUGGGACAAUUUAGGUCUGUUGUUGUAUUAAGGCAACUUUUCCCCCCGUGUGACCUUGGCUCUGUGCCAGCAGAAGACAGGCUGCUGUUUCUCUUGUAGAGCUGGGCCAAAACUAACACACUUACUCAGAACUCCAAUGAGCCAAACGGCAGGUAACUUUCUGAUUGUUUAGACUGGGUAUGGUGAAAUGCCUAUAUAAAGUACCAUAUUUUUUGCUCUAUAAGACUCACUUUUUCCCUCCUAAAAAGUAAGGGGAAAUGUGUGUGUGUGUCUUAUGGAGUCAAUGCAGCCUGCGCAGCUAUCACAGAAGCCAGAACAGCAAGAGGGAUUGCUGCUUUCACUGCACAGCGAUCCCUCUUGCUGUUCUGGCUUCUGAGAUUCAGAAUAUUUUUUUUCUUGUUUUCCUCCUCCAAAAACUAGGUGCGUCUUGUGGUCUGGUGCGUCUUACAGAGCAAAAAAUACGGUACUUAAGGGAGUAACACAGACCAAGUCAGAGCAUUCUCAGAAAUAAAGUUUUAUUUUUUUAAAGUACAAAAAAAUGAUAAUUGAACAGUGGAAAACUUUCCAGGAACUGAGAGGGAAAGAGGAAGAAGGGGCUGUACAACAUGCCUUUGGUGUCAAGAGGCAGAAGGAAGAAGACGAUUAAAGUCUGAAAUGUAGUCAGAGAGAGGAGAACUUCACCAAUCCUUUUCAGUUUUGUCGGAGAAUGGGCACCAGGGUCCAAGGGUAUGAAGAUGAGCAUCCAACAGGACCCUGGCUGGGAUGUCUGCCAGAAAUCUAACAUACUUUGAAGAACUGGGACGUGGAGACUCAAAUAGGGCCAGGACCAUUAUAGACUUGAGAAGGGAGGGGCUUGAUGGAUAUAAAAGGAUGAUGUUGGAAGAGUGAUUUCCAGGUUUGAACUAAAAGAAGUUUAAUGUCUUCCAGUACUACUAAUAUCCUACUCUUUAAUUAAGUAGGCAAUUGAUAAUAUUGGACCUCAAGGGAGCUUGGGCAUUUGCCUUCUCAGGAGGUCUAAGUCUAGCUGGGUUGGGGGCUACUCUCUUCUCUAUGUCAUUAGAGAAUUUUGUCAAGAAACCUGGAUUUUGCCCUCUGCAUCUUGAUAAAUUACUUCCUGCUACAUUCAAACAAAAUGGAAACUUUAUGAUCCAAGGUUCCAAGGAACACCAGCUUGAGCUCCUGGCAACAACACCACGUUUUGCUUGCUUACUUAUGUGUGUGUGUUUCACAACUUUUUUCUACCCCGGGGAAGGAGGAAGGGAGUGGCUUUGUGGGCUCCUAGAUUGCAGUUGAAUAGCCAAACCGUAGUUUCCAUUUCACAGUUGCAACCUCUUUCUCGACAGGGUGGCAAGAUCCCUAUCCGAUGGACAGCGCCUGAAGCUAUUGCCCAUCGAAUCUUCACCUCAGCCAGUGAUAUCUGGAGUUUUGGCAUUGUCAUGUGGGAGGUGCUGUCCUAUGGCGACAAGCCAUAUGGGGAUAUGACCAAUCAGGAGGUAAGAGGGUCAAGGGAAACGCUUAUUGAGCAAGGAAACCACCUCCUGGGUUAGCAGAGCUGGAGCUGAACUAGAAUAGAUUGUAAUAAAGAACACGUUUCCAGAUUUCCCCAUGGCCCAAAAUUCCGUUUCCUACUUUCCUGAAGGGAGCAGCCAUAGUUGGGCAGCCCAACUGAGAUCCAUUUGUCAUGAGUUUCAGUACAUUAACCAAUUUGAUUAAAUCUGCAUAGGAGAAAAAACAAUGGGUUGCGUCCAGUGCUCUGCCAGCAUAAAUCUGUGGGUGCAGUAGGGCUUCCAUUUCCUCUUCUCCACACACUCCCAAAUCCACUUUGGAGGAUCCCCCAACCCCCCUGAAGAUGAUUUUGGGGGCAUGCAGGGGCUGGAGGGGAUGUGGGUGGCUCUGUGGGUUAAACCACAGAGCCUAGGACUUGCUGAUCAGAAGGUCGGCGGUUCGAAUCGCCACGACGGGGUGAGCUCCCGUUGUUCCGUCCCUGCUCUUGCCAACCUAGCAGUUCGAAAGCACGUCAAAGUGCAAGUAGAUAAAUAGGUACUGCUCCGGCGGGAAGGUAAACAGCGCUUCCGUGCGCUGCUCUGGUUCGCCAGAAGCGGCUUAGUCAUGCUGGCCACAUGACCCGGAAGCUGUAUGCCAGCUACCUCGGCCAAUAAAGCGGGAUGAGCGCUGCAACCCCAGAGUCGGCCACAACUGGACCUAACGUUCAGUGGUCCCUUUACCUUUACUAGGGGCUGGAGAGGACAGGGGGCUUGUCUACUUUCCCUCUGCUCUUUCCAAGCACAGGUCCGUGCUUAAAAGCUCAGUGUCUGAGUGUGGUUUUGUUUUGCCCCAAGCUUUCCCCUCAAAAACCUGCUCUUUAGCGCUCAAUUGGAGCAAACGUCAGUUCAGGCUUUCUGUGGAUUGCUGUUUGCUCUGACUGAGCUUUAAAGAGCUCCAGAGGAAAAUUGUGUACUUGGACAUAGUCCCUGGAAAAAGCAGAGAAAAAGUGUGAAGCUCUGAGAGGAAGAGGAAACGUGUUACCAGCAAAGCUCAAGUUUUGGAUAUGGCCCAGCAGUUUAGAAGGGAACCUCACACACUGCUUUCAAAUGACAUACAGUAGCAGCAUCUCUCCUUUAAGUAUUUCUCCUUCUCAAACACGCGGAAAUGGAUGCAUUUUCUAAGAUGCCGCUCAUCCAUAACUUUUGCUGUUCAACUGGUAUCAGAAUUACUUUUAACAGAAGAAUGUGGUGACCUCCUUAGCUUAUACGUUUUUAAUGAAUUAAUCAAAUGGAUUAAAUGUGGCAGUUCCAAUUCCAAAGGAUUUCCCAAUAGACAUUACGCUCCUGAGAAAGUAGCCCUCAACUCCAGUUUCUUAGGUAGCUGUGUGCUAAGGAAUGUUUGCCCUGUUCACAGUGAUCUUGUGUUUUACCUGGAACAGGUGAUGAAGAGCAUAGAGGAUGGGUAUCGGCUCCCCCCACCUGUGGACUGCCCAUCCGUCCUUUACGAGAUCAUGAAGGUGUGUUGGUCAUAUGACCGGACCCGGAGGCCCCGCUUCCGUGAGAUCUUCGCUCAGCUAGAGCACUUCAUCUCCAGUCCACAUUUGCUUCGAACUGUGGCCGACUUUGACCCCAGGUAAGUGAUAUGCAGGGCAAUACUUAGGGGACAGAGCUGUGUAAAUUUGUGUGCAUACACACAGGCACACACAAAGGGGAAGAAUCCAAAAAAAAGCUGAAUUCUACAUGCGGUCUUACAGCGUUACCUUGGUUCUUGAAUGGCUUAGUUGUCGAACAAAUCGGCUCCUGAACACUGCAAACCCGGAAGUGUUUUGGUUUGCAGACAUUUUUUGGAAGCCGAACGUCUGACGUGGCUUCCUUCCGCUUGAGUGCAGGAAGCUCCUGCAGCCAAUCGGAAGCUGCGCCUUGGUUUUUGAACAGUUUCGGGAGUGGAAUGGACUCCUGGAACAGAUUAAGUUCGCGAACCAAGGUACCACUGUAUUUAUAUAUAUAUUAUUUGUUAGUCACUUUUCUUACCAAGUUAAUUCAAAGUGGCUUUCAUUAAAACAAAUUAAAAACCAACAUUAAAAACCUAAAAACAGAAAGGCGGGACCAGAGGUCCCACCCCACUAAAAGCGGCAAUGCCACCCUUCAAAUUAAGGGCCCAAAACUCAGGAGAAAAGGACUUGCCUGGCACCUAAAACUGGAUAAAGAUGUUGUCAGGCCCAAUUCUGCAUAGCUGGAUAAUCUCUUUUCUUUUGGCCCGGCUUAUUCCCUGCAUGCUGAAUUCUGUACACACCCUCGCAUUCUGUGCUUUUGGAGCACGUCUGCAGAGUUGUACCCUGGCCUUCAAGGUGUUCGUGGCAUCAGUGCCAGCCUGGGUUGCAUCAAGUGCCACAGUGGCUUCUCCAUGCUAGUCUAUGGGAUGCCAUAAACGCCCCCUGGGUAAAGGGCAGACAUUUCUCUCCAGCUCCAUCAGAAGGGGGUGGGGGGCGUGCUGGUCUUCCCAUGAACUGCAUUGAUUUUAAGUGUCGCAUCAGGUCUGAAAAUGCCUAUCAAUCCCCAGGGUGACGCUCCGCCUCCCCAGCUGCAGUGGCUCCGAUGGGAUUCCUUAUCGGUCUAUCCCAGAGUGGUUGGAAUCCAUCCGCAUGAAGCGCUACAUCAUCAACUUCCGCACUGCCGGCCUGAACACCAUGGAAUCCGUCCUGGAGCUUUCUGCCGAGUAAGCACUGGGCACCCUGAAUUUGGGAUUCUGCUCUUCCAGGGCAGAAGAGAGGAGAGGGAAGGGAGGACAUGCAGCUAGGUGCCACCGUGUCGAUUGCACCUCCCCACAGCAUACAAAGACAUUCAGGGAUGCGGGUGGUGCUGUGGUCUAAACCACUGAGCCUCUUUGGGCUUCCUUAUCAGAAGGUCGGUGGUUCGAAUCCCUGCAAUGGGGUGAGCUCCCGUUGCUCUAUCCCAGCUCCUGCCAACCUAGCAGUUGGUAAGCACACCAGUGCAAGUAGAUAAAUAGGUACUGCUGUGGCGGGAAAGUAAAUGGCAUUUCUGUGCAUUCUGGCUUCCGUCACGGUGUUCCGUUGCGCCAGAAGCGGUUUAGUCCUGCUGGCCACAUGACCUGGAAAGCUGUCUGUGGACAAACGCCGGCUCCCUCGGCCUGAAAGCGAGAUGAGCACUGCAACCCCAUAGUUGCCUUUGACUGGACUUAAGCAUCCAGGGGUCCUUUUACCUUUACAAAGAAAUUCAUAUGCACAGGAUUAGCAAAAUAAUCUCUCUGCCUGUCCGCUGAUGCCUUAACUACCAAGCUUGUACCCCUCUACAAGCACUUCUCAUUAUAGCUGUUCUUAGGGUUGCCAGCUUUUCUCACCCUGCUCUCUUGUAUCUGGGUUCCGUGCAGACAUUGAGCAGACACCGCAGCUUUUCCUGGUACAGAGGCCGAGUGACCAGGAAAAGGUUUCAUGUGCUAACUUUCUCUGUGUUAAGCUAUAAUUCAAGGACGAGAGGAGGGCCAAUAAAAGGCCAAAAUCCUGGCCAGAAGAUGGAGAGAGAGAGAGAGACAUUCUCCUGCAGCUUGUAAAGACAAGAGUGAGAUAGAUCCUUGUAUCCAGAUUAUGAUUGCCCAACGGAGUCUGUUGCUGUGGUUGAAAAGCAGGCAGAGAACCAACAGCUUAAGUCAGAGCAUAAUCCGAAAGAGUCACAGUGAUGCUUUGUUGGAGAGCAGAGAAUAUGUGAGUUAAGAGGCCUGGUUAACCUUUGGCCUUCCAGAUGUUGUCAGACUCCCAGCUGCUGUCAGCCCCAGAUAGCAUCAACAAGGGUGAUGGAUAAUGGGAGCUGAGAGUCCAACAACAUUGGGGGGGGGGGGUGCAAAGGUUCCCCAGCCUUGAGCUAGAGCCAUCUCCAUCACAAUCUCAUUUUGUAUGUGGGCUGGUAGUGAGGCUGAAAACAAGCAGGGUGGUUCUUCCCCUCACCCCCCUUCAGAAAUUAAGGUGGUUUGAAUAGGGCAAUUUACCUAUUCAUUUACUCCCUCCUGCCUCACAGUUGACUCUGGUGAAACAGGUUUUACAGUGGUACCUCAGGUUAAGAACUUAUGUAAUUCGUUCUGGAGGUCUGUUCUUAACCUGAAACUGUGCUUAACCUGAAGCACCACUUUAGCUAAUGGGGCCUCCUGCUGCCUCUGCGCCGCCGCUGCACGAUUUCUGUUCUCAUCCUGAAGCAAAGUUCUUAACCCGAGGUAAUAUUUCUGGGUCAGCAGAGUCUGUAACCUGAAGCAUAUGUAACCUGAAGUAUAUGUAACCCGAGGUACCACUGUAUAGGUUUCUGUAAGGCUUCAAAAAUCUGCAAAAGCUGGCCAGAGAAGUCAGCAAGAUAAAAAAAGAUCCUAGUAAAGGUUUACUCAAGAACUGAUUUCAGUGGGACCUCCUUCCUAGUGAGCAGGCAUAGGAUUCACUGGCAAGCUGGAUAUGUAAGAAAUAUUUGCAGAAGUAAUAAGCAUAGCCUUCCAUUAAGAGCAUAAGAUAAAAUCACUAACGCAUACCAAAAUACCGGACACAUAUGAAAAUAAUCAUAUGGAACCAAGGAAUUAGCAUCAGCAUACCAAAAUUCACAUGAGACAGUUAAGAUAACUGCUGGCAUCCAUCACACUGCUAAGGAAUUGUUGCAUUGUGUAAGAUUGUAUUUGUGCAUCUUAGUAUAUUUAAUUUUAUGGAUGAUAUACUAUGCUUUAGCAGAGUGACACUUUUGCAGGUUCUGCCCAUAGUUUUGCAGUUUCCUGAAGCUCUUUUAUCACCUUCCCAGUGAAUUAACAUGUCUUUUUUGGGAUCUGUCACAACACCUCCAAGCGCUCUAAAAUAUGUUGUCUGACUCCCACCUUGCAGAGAGUUUUGCCAGAUCCACCUUGUGAGACAGCAACUGGAAAUGGUGAUAUUUCUGAGCUGGGUCCAUGCCUUGAGCUCAGCUGAAUUUCUAGGAAUGGACUUUGGUAGGACACAUAACAAGUGGUGGGGAAAUAUUAUUAACUUGUAAGAUAUGGAUUUGUGGGGGGUUUUGUAUGUUGCUCUUUGUGUUUUGUGUAGUCAUUUUUCGUGAUGUUGUGUGGAAAAUACUAAUAAAAUUUAUUAAUAAAAAAACCAACAAGUGGUGGGGAAAGGGGACAGAGGUUUCUUAGGGUGGUACAGCUUUAUGAAACCCUCUGCCUGUCUAGCAGUCUCAAUCUCUCUUCACCAGCUAAGGUAAAGGGUAAAGGGAUCCCUGACCAUUAGGUCCAGUCGUGGCCGACUCUGGGGUUGCGGCGCUCGUCUCGCUUUAUUGGCCAAGGGAGCCGGCGUACAGCUUCCGGGUCAUGUGGCCAGCAUGACUAAGCCGCUUCUGGCGAACCAGCGCAGCGCAUGGAAAUGCCGUUUACCUUCCCGCUGGAGCAGUACCUAUUUAUCUACUUGCACUUGACAUGCUUUCGAACUGCUAGGUUGGCAGGAGCAGGGACCGAGCAACGGGAGCUCACCCCGUCGCAGGGAUUCGAACCGCUGACCUUCUGAUCGGCAAGUCCUAGGCUCUGUGGUUUAACCCACAGCGGCACCUACGUCCCGCACCUGCUAAACAAGGCAGCUAAUAUUUCUCCCCUCCUGUUUUUUCCAAGGGACUUGAAGCAAAUGGGUGUGACCCUUCCUGGCCACCAGAAGCGUAUUCUGUGCAGCAUCCAAGGCUUCAAAGAGUGAUGGGGGUCUGGCAUCACCAAGCUGUCACUGAACCCAACGCCACAGAGCCCAGCAGAACAAGGAGAAGAGAAGGGGAACAGACUGAGCCGAUCUUGCAGUGGCGCAGCAAGCACUGGCCUGGGGCUCUGAGAGUUGAUGGCAGAGUCUGCAGCAUGUGCACCACCAACAUUCCUUGUGCCCCAUAGCGCACAGGUUGGGACUUGAGCUUCCCAAUGCAGAAAGCAACACUCCACGAGGCUCCCUGCAGAUACUAACGCCAGAGAAGUGGCCAGCGCUUAAAAUGCAAACUCCUUGCUUCUCUCUCAUUUUCUGUCUUGCCACCUCUUGUUUCGUUCUUGUGUUUCUACUCCCGCAGCAGCCACUCUGCCCGUCGCAUUUCAUAGUGACUAAGGAAGCAAGGUGUACUUAAAAUUAUAAGCAGAGCUGAAACCAUUCUGCCGGCAAAGCCAUUAUCUAGCAAUAAGGGGUCCCUUCAAAUGCAAAAGUUGUGCUUGAAGACUCAGGGAUUGGGGGACGGGACUUGCCAUUGUUUGCACAGUUCCUGGGACCAAGACUGCCUACCUUGUACCUUAGCUCAGUGGCCUGGACUUGCCUUUAUCACACAGCGUUAGAUCAAAUUUAUACUGCUCCCCUUGUUGCUUAUGUGUCUUAUUUUCUCUCCUGGAGCCCAGUCCUAAGAGCAAAAAUGGCUUGUUUACAGUUAGGCACCACAUGCUCCAGAGAGCUUUGCUUCCUCAAGUUGAGGAUGUUGCCUAUAUAUAUUUAAAAUAGCAGGAUGGGGAGGUGAGAAAGAAAACCCGGACCUGGGGUUGUGUGUUGUAUAUAUGGUUUUGUAAAUAAAAGUAUCCAAUCUG